Messenger RNA from Xyrichtys novacula (pearly razorfish), 47994 nucleotides. NCBI's taxonomy places the organism in Eukaryota, Metazoa, Chordata, Actinopteri, Labriformes, Labridae. The record is from the annotation of a GenBank genome assembly.
UCUCCGUGUUGGGGAGAUUCGGCGGGCGGUUGAACCCACGACCAGAUCCCCGGUGGAGAUGACUUGAACAGCGGGUGGCUAGACCGCCUCCACCCGCUUAAUACUUUUAUCGCCCAAAAAAUAAAAAUAUAAAUGACAGAAGACUCAAUAUGCUCUCCCGGGACAACUUUGGGUUGUUUUACACCAGCUCAGAGUUAGUAAACCGCUGAGUGGAGAAGGAAAAUCGUUCAAGUAUCAUGGCAAACGUUAAAGUUGCGGUUCGAGUCCGUCCUCUGAGCGCGAGGUAAGCUUAAAGCUAAUUUAACACUUUAAUAAACGAACAUAAACGGAGUUACUUUGUUAAACUGCCUCCAUUGUUUCUGUCACUACUGUUGUCGCUGCCAUUGUUCAGUCACUGCUGCUUGUUGUUUUUUCGUCAACACUGACACAUCGCUUGUUCACCUUUUUGUAUUCACGUUCAUGUAUUUUUGCCAUCUGUAAAGUCAAAAAGAGGAACAUUAAGCUAAGCUAGCAAGUUAGCUUUAGUCGGAUAAAGUGCUUGAGUUGGUGCACAUGGGUUUAGUGACAACUGUGGCUGUCAGUAAUGUUGUCUGACUAAGCACCUUGUGUGCAGAACAACUGUCUGUUGAGUAAUGUAAAAAACCGAGCAAGGCUGUGUUAACACUACAAAGCAGUUAGCAUGAGGUACAACAAUUAACAUUUAAGCAAACAAAGUGUGUGUCUACCCCAGUCACUUAAAGCUCCUGUAUGAGAUUUUGAACUGGAUUUGAAAUGCACUGAAACUAAUGUUGAUGCCUCAGAAAAUGCUUCAACAUCUGCAGUGCAAAAUCCGCAACGAUAUAAUAGGUAUCAAUGUUAAAGGGACGCGAAAUUGACAACAGUCAUAAGUUCUCUACGGGAGCUUUAACCCUCCUAUUAUUCAAUGUUUAUCAUUUAAAAAAUAAUAGUUGACUUUUGUUUUUGUGCUUCAUAUUUCAUGACUUUUCCUAAUUUGAUGGGGACAACUGAUUUAGCACACUUACUGCACGGUGUUCCUGUGGGGUCAAUUUGACCCCAAGCUGUUUUGGCUGUGUAAAACUUGACUGUCUCUGUGUGUGACCCAACAUCCCCAUACCUACAGGUGCAGACUUGAUACGUUUGAGUUGAUAACAUAACAGGGAGGUGGGAAAAAACAGCUAUUCCCUCCAGGAAAGGUCAUAUCAUCACUAACACUAGUAGGGUUCAUUCUCAGCCAAUUAGAGAAGAUUUGUAUGAAAAUUUUUCAAGAUACAUUAAUUCUACUUUAAAAGUUUGGCCUAUUGGUGGCGCUAGAGAACAGGUCAAAUUGUUGAUAGGUUUCAUUCUUGAGGAGUUAUUUAUGUACUCAACAAAUAAACAAAGUGCCUGACAAAAAAUCUUGGUCAACAAUUGCAUGUAAAUCAUUUUCUGAGGGCAAAUAUACCUGGGGUCAGAUUGACCUCAAAGGUAAAAUGUUUUAGUAAUAUUUGAGGAUAAUAGGAGGGUUAAUGUCAUGGAUUUCAAACAACCAAGAAUUUCUGAGCAGUGCUUGAAUGAUCGUCUCAAUAUUUCAAGAAAAAACUUGCUCUGUAUACCUUUAUGAUAAUUUUUUGUGUUUCUUCACAAAACUGUUUCGGUCAGUUUCUCAGCCUCUCAGGUGUGGUCACCUGCUGCUUUUGUGUUUUAAUUUAAUAGUUAAACAAAUAUUUAUGUUGAGUUGUUAAGGCAGAACACGCCAUUUGAAAAUGUGAACUUGUUUUUCACCCGGGAAAGAAAUGUGUACUUAUGCUACAGUGCCACAAUGAUCUUGUGCCACGUCAUGUCAGAUCAAUACCACUCUUCUGUAUCAGUUUAUUCUUGCUGUUAUUAAAUAUUUACACUUAAUUUUAGUUUAAUGAAAUACACCCUGUUUAAUUUGCCACCCAUGCCACGUCAACCAGAGGCGUUGUGGAUAAAAAAAAAUACCUGUAAUCAUCACUUUUUCGGUGAUCACCUAGCUGUGUUAAAUACUUGAUCCUGAUUGGUCAAAACCCCUUGACAACAGUCUUUAAUUCUGGGUAGCAACAGAGCAAGAAAACAUGAGAAAAAGUGGUAAAACAGUGCAGAAGCUACCUAGAGAUGUUAAAACAGACAAGGUGCCAACAAGUCAAAGACAUGUCAACCACAACACGUUAUUAGCUUUGGCGUGUCAGAGGACAGAUUGAGAGGGCGGAUAAUUUAGAUAGAAAGUUAUAUGGAAGAGGGCAGAUAUACUGGUGCUUCAUUUCCUAGCAUUUAAACAGUAAAAAGAAGAUUAAGUCAACUAAUACUGUUCAUUCUUUGUGUGCUUCAGUUUUUGUUUGUUUGACAAGUUAUCAGCUCCACCAGCAUUAUUUUUUUCAAGCAGUUUUGAGUGAUUAAAUGAAAAAAUAAAAAGGCUUAAUCCUCUUUAACUCAUUUCAGGAGAACUAUUUGCUUUGUUAAGUGGAGGGCAUUCAUAGAAAAUAGUUUUCCCUCCAGUUUUACACUGCAGUGAAUUCUGCUGUUUAAGUAGCAAAGCAACACAAGGAGGGUUGUUGAGUUGCUUUGCUCUCCCUGUACAUUAACAGGCAGAUUGCUUCAACAUGUUAAGUUACAGCUCCUAAGGAACUGAGGAUAUAGUAGGUAUGAACUCUGGAGUAGUGCAUUGAAUUAUUUUCACCCUCUGCAGUGUGUUUUGUAGGGGUACUUCAUGUGAAAGCCACUACAGCCCCAUAACAAAGCAUUAUUCAGGCCAUGAAGGGCUGGACAAUGAUUCUUUCACCCUGUCUUCCUGGUGGUUUGCAUAACAAAAGAAUUUCUUAUACAUAAUGUUCACUGUCAUGCAAAUCUCUGCUUCCUGAUUUGUGCAUCUGUCACUGUAACCGUCCUCUGCUCUUGUCUUGAGAUACAUUUCCUUACUUCUCUAUUAGAGUAACAUCAUGCUGAGAUAACAUUAACACCAGCCUGGUUAACUGCAUUCCUCCUGUGGUGUGUUCCUCUUUGUUUUUGCUCACCGAUAAGAUUCAUCUGCCCCCUUUACAAUUAAAGCAGCCCCCCAUAUGUGCAGUAAACAUGCCAACACAGUUGUGUAAUUGCUCAUCUUAGGUUUGUAUCAAAACACUUUUUUUUUUUACAAGCCGUACUAUUUUUCCAACCUCAGACCUCCUCUCUUUCAUGCUAGUUUGAGCCUGAGAUUGAAGGUUAGUGGUUUUGGGUUGGGCCACUGCUGGAGUUGGCAAAAUGAGUCCCGCGUGGUGGAACACAGGGAGAGCUUGCGAUUACAACAGCCUCACCGUCUGCCCCCAAUCCACCACGGCGGCACAGCAAGGAGCUCGCUCUGCAGGCGGCAGCAAUAUUUGCCGUCAUUAUCGCUCCUGGAGAUCGAAAUUCUCUCAGCUCUGUGUUGUGAUUGCCUCCAGUUUCGCAUGUGUUGCAUCAGAUGUGCUCGGUCCAGCUGCUGGAGCUCACAUAGCCGCGCUGACCUUGUUUUACACACACAGACACACACUGGUUCCGAUAACAUGUGCACACACACAUUUGACUUGUGGGUGCUCUUGUGGAGACAGCCCAGGCUGCAUCAUCAGAGGAAGUCUCUGGGGGUGUGUGGGGGCCUGUUUUCAUUUGAAUCUGAAACUAGCAAGGAUUUCAUGGAUCUCACACACACAAACGCAUUCAUUGUAUGAGCUGUCAUGUGAUGGCCUCAAGUCAAGUGGAACUGGUUUAAAUGUAUUUGGACACUCGCUCAAAUUAGAUCUGCAUGAGGAAAAAAAGAGGAUUUAAACCCAUUUAGAGUUGAAACCCUUGUCAAAUCUCUGUCUGGUUUGUAUCUGGAGGGGACACUGACUGAACCUGAUUUGGCCUCUUAGCUCUGCUUUACUUUAUUCAACAUGUGUUAAAGGGAUAUUCCCGCAUAAAUUAGUAUAGGGUCAAACACACCAUAACACAGAGUUAGACACCCCCUUGCGAGAUGGAUGUUGCCGACUGCCUGCUUCUCAAGUUAUACCAACUUAGUGACGGCCGCACGAUAGCAAUAUACAGAGGUCUGAGGAGCCAUAAACAAACCUCAACCAAAACGCCACAAUGUGAACAGCCACAAAUAAUGCUCAGAACAGCACCUAACUUCAUCAGCAGUACAUAUAGGGUCACAGACAUAGUACUAGCCACCAAACAUCUUUUUAACUUUGACUCAUUUCUUUAACAAAAAGACUAAACACAACUCACCUACUCUCUUCCAGCAGCCGCUUGUUUGUAACGAGACCUCAGUCAGUCCAUUAUGGACAGGUGCUGGGGGUACGCAGUUCAAGGAAGAACAUGUAUGAGUAUUUCCUCAUGUAAAUGCAAUCAGACCGAGAUGCUAAGGCAGAAGAACUAUCGCGUCUGCAGUGCAAAAUGAUUAAUAUGGUGAUUAUUACUUCAAGGAAAUGAUAAAGAAAUGAUCAUAAAUGUUCUUCCUUGAGCUGCGUCACCCCGCUGUAGUCCGUAAUGGACUGGCCUGAGGUCUCGCCACAAACAAGCGGCUGCUGGAAGAGAGUAGGUGAGUUGUGUUUAGUCUCUUUGCUGAAGGAAUAAGGCAAAGUUAAAAAGAUGUUUGGUGGCUAGUGCUGUGUCUGUGACCCUAUAUGUCCUGUUAAUGAAGUUAGGUGCUGUUCUGAGCAUAUGUGGUUAUAGAGUGCGGUCAUUACUAAAGUUGGUAAAACUAGAGAAGUAAGCGUUUGUCAACAUUCAUCCCUCAAGGGGGUGUCUAACUCAGUAAUAGGGUGUGUUUGACCCUAAAUUAAUUUUACGCCAGAAUAUCCUUUUAAUGUUAAAGAUGGAUGUUUACUGAGCAGUUCUUCUUUUCUUACAGGGAGAGCAUGGAUGGAGGGAGGCUGGCAGUGCAGGUGGAGGACAAGUUUGUGAAGAUCCGAAAUGUGAAGGUGAGUAUUGAGUGAAAAAUUGUCUCAACUGUCAAACAGAACUGAUCCAUGUUUGCAAACUGGUGUGUCUACUUUUAGUAGAACUGGAGGAAUUGAGGCUUUUUUUUAUCACGGCAGCAGGAUGUUUACAGCAUUGGGUCAGCCUGUUACUGCUGUUUAUUGUAUGUGUCGAACUCACACACAUACACCCAUGCACACACACACUCACUCAGAUGAGAGACCCUUCCUGCCAAACACGUGCACUAUGAAACUCUGCACACCAAUAAACAGCCACACUACUACAGAUGACUUCAUGUACUGCGAGAGACUAUGUUGCCUGGAAAAGCUUCCAGAAAAUAAACUCGGGCAAAUGAGACACUGUACACAAACAUGGGUUCAAUUAGAUAUUUGUGAAAGCGGGUCUUGCUCCAGGCUGUCCAUAAAAUGGUCCGGAUUGCAAGAUGAGACAAAUGUUUCUAACUUUGUUUUGAAUAGAAGCCUCUAAAAACAGAUUUUAAUGGUCUACAAUUCAUUUACUGUGUGUAUUAAAGUGAUGGCAGUACAAAGAAAACCUUUCAAAUACUGAAAAUGAAAAAUGUUCUUGUUUUAUGCUCAUCUGAAAUGUGAUGCCAGCAACAUGUUACGAAGAACUUGAGACGGGGGCAUGUUCACUGUAGUGUUGUAACACCUCUUCUUUUAACAACCCUCUAUAAACAUUCGGGAACCAAGGAGACCAGUUUCUUGAGUUUUGAAAGUGAAACGUUGUCCCAUUCCCGCCUAGCAUCAGAUUUCAGCCACUCAGCCGUCUGAGGUAUCUUUUUAUUGUCGUUUUGUUUUAUGAUCUACCAAACGUUUUCAAUAGGUGUCAAGUCAGGCCUUCAGGCAGGUCAGUUUAGACUCCUGGAUUCUGCUGGUAUGGAGCCAUGCUGUUGUAAUACAUGCAGAAUGUGGUUUGGCAUCCUCUUAUUGUAGUUCUAGGUCACCUCUUAUAAAGACAUAUAUUACCCUAAAACCUGUAUGCAUUGUUCAGCAUGAAUGGUGUCUAAACUACCCAUGCCAUGGACACUCUUGUUGUGCACAUGCUGGCUCUUCAUGUGCACAUAUCAAUCAAUCAGUCAGUCUUUAUUUUUAAAGCACUUUUCAUACAAAAACGAUGUAGCACAAAGUAGAAAAACCCUAAUCUACUCCAACCCAACCCCUCAUUCCCACCCGGCAAUCUAAGCGCAAUAGAAACAUGUAUUAAAAUGCAUGAAUUGAAAGAGGGCUGGACUUCAUAUAAACAGGAAUGUACGCACUGAGUAAACGCCACUUAAAAUUCAAGAUAAGGAAACACUGGAGUUUUAAGAUCUAAAAACAAAGUAACAUAAAUUAAAAUGUAAGACAUAAUAAACAAAAUGAAAUAAAAACAACAGCAAAGGAUACUACAAUAAGAGCACCAAAACAGCUCAAUAAAAGACGAUCCUGUCAUUAAAACUAGAAGAGAUAAAUGCUAAAACACUUAAACAAAUUAAUGAUAUAACAUGUAGUGAAAACCAAGACUAAAAAGGAAUGUUUUCAGUUUGUUUUUAAAAUCAUUAAGAUUAGGUGCAGUCCUCAGGUCCUCAGGUAUAACAAACAGGUGGUCCCUUUUUUUUCUUAGAACAGUGGGGGUCCAUGAUUUUCAAAGAAAAUAUCAAAUUUACAGGUCAGACCACAGGACAGCUUUCCACUUCAGUCCAGAUCAAAAGGGCUCAGGCCUAGAGAGGACACCAGUAUUUCUGAAUCAUGUUUAUAUAUAGGUUACUCUUUUCUUAGUACAGAUUUAUCUUUUGGCUUUUUGUUUUUAUUUGCAGAUAAAAGGACAGUGGAUAGAGAAGGGUUCAGGGGCAGAGUGGGCAGUGAUGCACAGAAGAGGAGCUUCAGGUUGGACUCCAACCUGGGCUGUCUGUGUGAGGAUUAUUAUCUCUGUAUAUGGGGUGCACAAGCAGACCUGCAAGGACAGCAGUGUCUCCGUCUGGUACACUUUAAACCUGUAUUUGAGGAUGCAGCAACGAAUUGUGGUUCUUGAGGGUAGUUGAAAACGCUUUUCUGGUCUGAGUUUGAUCAGUCGGUUUUCCUGUCAGCGUGAAGAGCAGUAACCUCCAGUAUAUCUACAGUAUAUGAUACACUGUAGAUAUCUACAGUAUAUAUGUAUUUUUUUUAUAACUUUAUAAAAAUUUAAAAAAAUCGUCCGAUUAAUCAGAAAUCUGAUUUUUUUCCCCCCUGGUAAUUGGCAUCGGCCCCAAAAAAUCCAUAUCACUCAGGCCCUAAUUAAUACACAUUUAAAAUGAGUAUAUUUUUACAAAACAAAGCUAUUUUUCAGCUUCUACAUUGGAAACGUUGUUUUUAUAGUGUUUUCAAUUAUGCUUUUAAUCCAUCAAAAUCCACACGUCUAGCCCUCUUGGAGUUGGGUUGGAACUGAAAUGGAUAUCUUUUUUAUCCGAGUUAUUAAUUUAGGUUUCCACAAGGUUCUGCACAUUUGGGAAUAAUUACAAUGUAAGCCGACACUUGCACUAACCUGCUGUGUCAGAUGGUUUAGAAGACUCGUGUGAUUGGUUGAGCUCCAUUGCCUGCAGACAGACCGCCUGGUGCUGGUUCUACUGUGUCGGUGUGGAGCAUGUGACACCAUGUUUUCCCUCGAGAAUGUUUGCUCAAGCUUUUAAAGACGUGAUAGAGCUUGGUUGGUCUAUCUGAUGGGUGUAGCUUUUAGAUGAAAAAGACGUUUGAGGAGUAUUUAUCGAAAUGUUCAUCUCAAAUGUUUACAAGUAAUCCAAAUGUACAAACACAUCAAAGGAGCUCAGCAGCUCAGAUGAAAUUUCAAACCUCACAUUUCCCUACAACUCAAUCACACAUAUAAAUAUCUCCAUCCUGAAAAUGUCGAUCAAAUUGGCGGCUAAGAAUCGCCCCUCGUUGUUUACACUUGGAGUUUUGAACGCUGAUGUACGAGAGAGAUGUUGGGUGGGGGAGGAGAGAAUCUGUUACAAAUAAUGUGACAGAGACGAAGCACAUAUGGCCUCCCUCUGCAUGGAAAAGACUCAAGACUCCACGGUUGCUGUGGGUCUCCUGGGAAUGAUUAUUUAUGGAAAGUGGGACAGUUUUUGAGGAUCUGAGAUAGAAAGAAAAAAGGGUGGAUUUUAAGGGACAGUAAACGCGUGGCUAACAAACGAACAACGGGAAGUGGUCGCUACGAAGAGCUACUGAACUUAAUUAAAAAGUGUAAAAAAGAAGAUGGUGUCAUUUUUCUCUUGUUCGCCCUGAUCAGAGGUUGAAGGGCUGUUGGCUGGUGCUGGUUUUGGCUAAUCCCUUACACUAUAAGGCCCAUUGUUGGACUUCCUAAAAGUGCUGAAGGGUUAAACAUUCAUGCAUUCAGUGAAGCCAAUUGCUGUGAACAAAAUUUAAACCGUGAGCUUAGUGUUGCUUAACGCCUCAGUCAGAGCAAGGAGAGGUUUUGUUGUUGUGAUGUAAUUUAAUAUAUUCCUCUUUGAGACAUUGACUCACAGACUGAAGUUCACUCUGGCUAAAGGACCCUCUCCUAAAUCUAUGGUACAUAAAAAUCUGACACAUAAGUCAAGAAAAAGGAGACAGGCUUUGUUUCAGUCUUUCAAAUGACGGGAAACUGCACAACAAGUCAUAUUACACAGUCAGCACUAAGACAACCCCAAUUCAAGACAGGAUGUGAUGGUUUGAUUGUGUUAAUAAUAUAUGGUUUGGUCUCUGCAUGGUUUAUUUUUAACCUGCAUUUAUGGACGCAAACUUUGAUCACCAAGUGAUUUUGAGCCCAUGCAGAGAUUUCCACCACAGAGACUGACAGAUCUGUUUUAAUGCACUUCUGCCUGAGGGUCUGAAGAUCACAGCUAUCCAGCAAACUGAUGUCUAAAUACUAGGGCUGUAAUCAAACCAAAGAAAUUCCUGGUCAACUAAAACCCUGAAAUUUUCAACCCAAAAUCAACUAAUGGGGGAUUUUUAAGGUGGCCAUAUGUCCUUUUUGACCUGGACAUGUCCUCUUUUCUGGGGGGCUGUCAGGGUUUGCCUGGCCUUGUCCGGGGAAGUUUAGAAGAUCCUUCAAAUGUCCGUGGUUUUGUACGUAAGUUUUGAUUUUGUGUCACGUGGACUUAAUGAGUUGGAAGCGUGUAAAAGACACUCGAAGGCAAACCCUUCUGUGGUGGAGGACGACGCGGCUCGGCGGGGUGAAAAUAUACUAAAAGCAGCACAAGAGGGCAAUUAAACACAAAAGUCUAAAAUAUGAAUAUUCAGUAAACCAUGGGACAUUGAAUAACGUGGAUGCUCUUCAAUCUUCCUUUCUCCAGCCGGGCUUCAGUGGGUUGGGUGAAUCCAAAAUGGUGACAACAGGGGGUGUGUUCUGAGACAGGCUGGUACCUGUGAAAAGCGGGUGCUUUGAAAACACCCCCAUUAGCACUUGGUACGUUCCUCCUGAUGAAAUUAAACAUAGACUGUAAAUCGACGCGGAAAAAAAUUGAGUCGACUGAUCAGAAUUUUGGUCGACUCAGCGCGUAUCGACCAAUAAGUCGUCCAGUCGACUAGGACUUUACAACCCUACUGACUUUACACCUUAAAUCAUUCCCUAUAUUUGCAAAUGAAUGAACUGACUUAGAGCUCCUGCAGACAGACAGACAGACAGUGUAUUAGAAUACAUCAAACAUCAGAGUGGAAAGAUCAGUCUCAGGUCCUUUCAAUGAAAACAGUCCAGCACUGCAGGGCUCAGCGCAGUGAUUUAGAAGAGCCGUCCUGCUCAUUUACUAUUUACAGGUGCAGACGUUGUGCCUGGACAAGUCCAAACACUGCUGCUCAGGAUCCACUCGGUAAGCAGAAAACUGUUCAAUGUCGACGCAGUGAGGCGUCCAGAGAGCUGGAGGAGCAGUGAAUGCAUCGCUGAUGAAUGGAAAAAGCUUGCUUGCAAUUUCACACUGCAGCAGUCACAUAAACAAAAGCUGUAGUACCUGGCUCUGCUGUAUUUUUUUGUUGACAGCUGUUUGUUAUUUUAUAUAAGCUUGUAUUGUCUUAAUGUUGUAUUAUACAAGAGGUAUUAUACGACUUGUCUUCAGGCUUUUUUUCUUUAUUUCUUUCCGUCUUUAUGUACUAUCAUGACCGGGCUUUUCUCCUCUGUUUUCUCCCUAAAGCUGGACGGGCGCGCUGACAGUGCUGUGGAUUCGAGGGAGAAGCUUCUGGAGUUUUGUUUUGACUACUGCUACUGGUCGGUGGACCCUGCAGACCCUCACUAUGCCUCACAGGAGGAGGUAACGAACUGACUCUCUUUCACACAAACUGAAAUAUCCAGUCAUUAAAGCAUAAUUUGGCUUUCUGAGCGAACUGUUGAAGAAUCCCACGAUUUGGUGACAACAUCAGAGUUGAUAUCUUGUAUUUAGACUUUCUCUCUGAUGUUGCUGCUGUGAUUCAAACUUGUGGUAAUCUUAAAGGAAGCUGAGAGUGCUUUGAGUGAUGAUUUUACAGAUACGCACAAGGGUAGAUUAGGAAAAGGCCAACACCAAGAGGGUUCUCCUGGUAGAAAUAAUGAGCUCACUAUCUUUUUAAAUCAGUGAGAGCUUGUCUUACAUAAUGGAGUGUUGCAGAAGCUCUUACUACAGCUUGUAAAUGUGAGUUUUUUUUCCUUCAACUUACCGACAUGUUUGUCUAGUUUUAAUGCCAUGUUGUACCCUCCCUGUAAAUACACACCCAUGGAGACCAAGCGCGUGCCAACCAGGACUCGUGUCUCAAGUUGACGCUAGGCAAAAGCACAAACUGCACCAAACAAAGAGCCCAGAGGAAACGAUGUGUCCUUUUAGUCAAACCACAACAAGAGGGUGUGUGUGUGUUGUGUUGUGCUGUAUGUUUUUACACAGAUGGCCACUCAAGGGAUAUGAUAUCAGCUCCAUCUGUUACCCAGAAGUCUCUUUGCCUCAGACAUGGCAUGGCCAAAGUCAGCUCGCUUUUCAUGUCUGCACUUUGAUUGGCUGAUUAGAUAUCUUUGUGCCGCUUUGAUUGGAGGGUGUUGCUGGAACCUGAAACGGUCCUCAGAACAAGAGGAAGUUGCGCAUAACUCUGCUCCAGGAAACCUUUUCAUUCGAGUCUCUUUUUAUAGUAAAGUUUGGUUAUCAGUCAGUAGAUUGAGUUUCAUGAUUUCCAACAGUAGAUCAUGCAGCUGUAGUUUUUCACUAACUUGUGCUCUUCUUUACUUGAAGGAGUCCUCUCCUCUGCUACUCCCUCGCUGCCUGUUUCUGCUCCUGUCAGAGCGGCCUUUGUAUGCGCGGCUGUAACGACAGCCCACACAUUCAGCAGAGCAGCAGACAACACAACACUUAUUCCUUUUUUCCUGUUUUCUCCCUCCUCUCUCGGGCCCUGGACAGCACUAUCCUCAGCAGAAUUGUGUCCAGUCACAGCAGCCUUGUUGCCACAAGACAUUCCUCUGUCGACCCGUGGUGGGCGAAAAGGACACCAACGAAGGACAGAGCUGCUGGAUUUAAAUCUGACCUCUUUUUUCCUGCCCCAGAAUCCAGAGAAUUGUCUCUUUAACAAAGAAGCUUCAGUUGACCACGUCAGCUGCUUUCUGAUCACAUCACAGUUUGAAAUAUUGGAAUAAGAGUUUUGUUGUUGGGUUUUAAGACACAGUUUCUGAUGUACAAAGCAGAAAAGACAUGUAUGUGUCGUUGAGCAGUGUAGAUUGAUGGCUGGUGGACUUUUCAAGAGUCACUCUGAACUAUUUCACCAGAAAAAAAAAGCUUUCAAGAUCAGUGAAGAGCCUGUCAAAGUGGUCGGUUGAGUAAAUUUGUUAAACCACGACCAAAAUUUUGUUUUGGGACCGCGCUGCUGUGCUGCCCCAUUUCACUAAGUGCUCUUUAAGUAAUUGCUCUUAAGUGAGGGAAUGCACUUAGCCGCAGCUCUCUUGUUCCAACCAUCUAUGAUUUUUAAACACAUUAAUGAGCUGAUGCAGUUUUUGGAGGAGGGUUUUCCCAUGGUUUCAAAAUAUUUUGUCAGAUCAGAAAGAGGGACUUUCUUCUGAUUAGUCUUGUACUCUGUUCCCAACGGGACAAUCUGAGGCUGUGGUAGAAGGAAAAGAGGGGAAAGAGGAUCCCAUCUCCGGCUUUUUCAGUCCAGCACUGUCCACCACACCCUUUGCCCCUCAGAAACCAAGAUUCCCAGCCCUUGUUACCUCCCUCUCCCCAGCCUUUCACUGCACCAUCCAUAUCCAUGCUUCAUUAAUAGUUAGCCUCAGACACACGUGGGGUCUCUGUCUCCUGUUAAAAGAGAGAGAAGACUGAAACAUGGUAUCUUAACUUAUUUGUAAUGCUUUCCUUUUUGUUGCUAAUGUCGACCCACAAGGAAAAUGUUUAUCUAACUGGAUGAUUUUUGAGCUUCUCUUAAAAAAAACUUUGUAAAAUAAGUCAGGAGAGUUGCUCUCUCAGGUGGGAAAACAGGGGUUUUCAAAGAGAACCAUUUUCCAUAAUGGGAACCAGCUGUGGAGUUAAUACAGGCAACCAAGGGAGUGUUUGUUUAAAUGCUGCCUUUGUUUUUUUUACUCAGAUAUUGAACAAACGAACAGCUUUUUUUCCACAUAGUCCGUUCAUUUUUUGAUUGUUUCUGACGAUGAGAAUCAUGGGAAAGGAAGGUAAAAAAGCAGCAGAGGCGAGAGAAACUGAUUCGAGACGAGGAGAAAGUGGGGAUGUGCAUUCUUGAGUAACGAGAGGAGGAGGGGUGAACAGGAGGGGGAAAUGGGUAGGGGGUCCGCUGUGCCUCUUCAGCCCCCAGCUCUCGCCUGCCAAACUCACAGCUGCCUCACUAAGUCAUUUUUCGCAGUUAAAUAUCAGGCCAAAGACGUCACAGCAGCAGAGCAUUCAUAUCAGAGCACAAUGCUGUUUUUUAAUCACCCAAAGGAGUCGACUCGCCGGGGUUUUCCCCCUCCCUUCUCCUCCUCCUCCUCCUCCUCUUCUUCUCUGCGCUGAUGCAGUUUGUGAUCUCAGUGUUUCUAGGUCUCUGUGUCAGUGGUGCAGCAGACAGGGGGAAAAGAAUGGCUUCUCUGUGCAUGAGAAGAAUCCUCCUCUCGCACACACGUGAGCAUUUCUCUCCCCCUUUACAGUCCAGUCGAGUUCAGUUCAGCCUGGUUUGAAUUAACUCCAAACAGGACGCUAAAUAAAUCUCAGGCUGUCUACAAAGAAAGAUGAGAUCUACGCCAUAUGGAGACCGAAAGAGCACCUGUGAUUUAUGCAUAAACGUGCUGUUCCCCGUUAUUAAUAAAGGCAGAGGAUAAGAGGGGCAAGGACAAGAGGGAAUGGAAGUUGUUAGAAAGUUGUUAGAAAGCCGUGAAGUGAGAUGUGAUGCUAAUUGACCGAUUGAUAAAGAUCCAAACACUUUGGUGGAAACUUUUCUACUCAUUUCUUUUGUACCAAAGCAGAUCAUUACCUACCAGUAAUUUCUGGAUUAAUCUGUUUCUUUUUUUAAAAUAUUAAAACUGAGUGGAAACAUUUCUGUUGUUAAUAUUACCACUGCUAUUCAUACAAUUCAUAAAGAAAUGUGAUAGUUGGCUUUGUUUUAGAUGAAAUCUAAAUUGUCUUUGCUCUCAGUUUAAAGAAACCUCUUUCUGGUUUGUGUUGAAGUUCUUAUGAUAUAAUCUAGAUACCGUGUGCAAUAGGAUACAGGUUCUGACUUAAAGAUAUCUUGAAGAUAGAGUGACUCAGGGUCAGAGAAUGUUAACAGCUUAUUCACUGCCAAAUGGUAACACCUGGGUAUCUUGAUUUAGGCCUAGUCCACAUGUAGGUAGGGCUGGGCGAUAUGGGAAAAAGUAAAUCAUGAUAUAUUUUUUUCAUAUUAGUCAAUAUUGAUAUAUAUCACGUAGGGAUGUGCCGAUAUAUGAUUUAAUAGCGAUAUGCGAUAUUAGACGGCCGCAAUGAUGAAAUUGUAGGGUACUGUAAUAAUCGUUCCACAGUUAUAAUUUAAAGACUAGUGGCAGCGUCACUCAGCGAAGGUGAGCAAAGCCGACUUUUGAAAGCUUGUUGUUUUCCCUCCUCACAGCUGCAUGUUCUUCUGGGUAUGCAGUCAGCUCUUGUCCAUUUGAUGCAUAUCUGUAAGCUGUACUUAUGCACUCUAAUUUUGAAUCAACUGGCACCAGAAUCAGAAAUGUAAGUUAAUAACAAAACAAGUUAUCAGAUAUCCAAGGUUUAUUCCCAACCAAAGGAAAAAUGUGGGCGCUCCAAUCGGAUGAUAAAAUGAUCGGAAGUGAAAGAAGUGAAGUUCACGUCAGCUUGGAUUAAUCGUGCCCCACAGUGUUCCCUGGUGAGUUAGCGAACCUAUACUGUGCCCUAUGGAUCUAAUUCAGGGUCUCCAUCAGUCUGCAAGCUGGAGAAGUCAUUUCAGCCUGCCAUAAAAAGUGUGACUUGCAGCUUUUUUUUGUGGUGUUGUGCUGUGGCCCCUUUAACAAGGAUCAGGGGAGGGGCACUAAAUCCCCAAACUCUACCCAGAUAUGGUUCUGUUUAUUUUUUUAAAGUCUCGUCUCUGCCCCGGGGUCAGCAGCUAAAAGAGUGUACACUGAAAAAUGGAAUGCACUGCCACACUGCCUCUGUCUUCAUUUUUGUUUUUACUAUACCUCCCUCUGCUUCUCUCUGUUUUUUCCUCCAUUGUCCUUCUUUCCCCUGAGUAGGGAGGCUUGAGUGAAGAGGAGCAGCCUGUCUGUUUGGCCUUCAUAUCUCUAUCUCUCCUUCCUCCCGCCCUCCCUCGCAGCCUCUCUGACCUCUCAUGCUAAUUUGACCUACAAAUUCUGCUCGAGUGUGACAGACCAGAGCACGGUUGAACUCCGGCCAAACGGCUUCCUCUCUCCAUCUUUUUUUUUUGCUUCAUGUGACUCUUGUCUCCCUGUCUGUGUCCUGUCUCUGCUUAUUUCUUUUACCUCUGGCUCUCUCGCUCAGAAUCCGCGCAGGAAGUUCAGCGAAGGAUCUCCAAUGACAUUUUAUUCCCUGUGUCUAAACAAAGGCAUUUAGCUUUCGCUCAGGGCCCAGCUGUUGUGUUUGUGUGACCCACUUGGAUGAGCGUGGGACUAGAACCGAAGGACCUCUGCACUCCUUGCAGCUGGAUAUUAAGAGUUUUUGAGGGAUCUGCGUCUCUUUUUCACAUUUACAUUCUCAGUCGUUUGCAUCGAGUUCAGAAACAACCUUCCAGUGAACAAAGUUAUGGAGGGAAAAUUAAACCCAGUUCUCUUGAUUGCGUCAGUCCUGGCGAAAGAAACAAGAAACCAAAGUUUUUAAAUGCAGCCAAGUGCUUCAUUCUGCCUGUCUGGCUUUUCGCCAUCACCCCUGACGACAUCUUACACACAUUUACACACACACACACACACACACACAUAAAUACUUCUCCAGGCUUUAGCGUAGAGCAGACCACAUAAAACCAGACCAGCUCUCGGCAUUUUCUGCAGCCAGUGAUUACAAGACUUUACUCAUUACAGAAGCGUUACACCAUUACUUUCUCACUCUUAUCAGCUCGACUUCAUUAUUCUGUUUUUGUUUUUCUUUGCAUUUUGUUCAAGCGAGGCUGCCACUUGAAGAAAAAAAGUGUCCCAUGUUUCAAAACAGACACGGUUCCUAUCAUGGUCCAGAUCUUUGGCACAGGACUCAGCUGGUUCCUUGUUUUCCAGAAGACCUCAUUUUCUGAAGAGAAGUCUGGUCCAACUUAGGCACACUCUUGACUUCAGCUAAGAUAACAACUCUUUUUGUGCCACAACUUUGUUUAAAGAAGGCUGUCAAGCAUGUGUUAAAUGUUGGCAAUACAUCAUAUGCUUGAGAUGGUAUUGCUGUUCAAUCUCUUCAUCUGCGAUAGGACACUAAACUACAAUCAUGAGGAUGACUCCUGACCUGACAGUUGUCCAGAAGAUAAACAUGAACACCCAUCACAAGGCGGGAAAACCCCUGACGAUCAUUGCUGGAAAAGUUGGCUGUCCUUAUUGUGUUGUAUUAAAGCAGAAUAAUGGAGAGUUCACUUAAGGGGAUAAGCGUCGUAGGAAAAGGACUUGGAUUAGGUUGGAGUCAGUUCUUUAAGAGCCACCAUGAGCUGAUGUCUUCAGUCUUCAGUUCCUGUCCCAUGAUUGUGCGUGUGGUCCACUGCUGUCUUUUGGCCAUGUUGGAUCGUGGAUUUUAUGUUUUUUUUGUUGGGCAUUCAGUUUGGCACACAUGUGCACUGUAACAUGUACCUUAACACCCUUAAGCUGAAAACAUACAGGAUCCGUAUUGAGAGCGUUCCGUGUUUGCUCUGUAGAGCAGCCCAGGGUGUCGCAUACAGGAUGCGUAUUCGGAGCGUGGCAGCAGCGUAGUGCAGCCCCGAUCAGCUGGGCUCAAUAUAGCGGAAACAACAUGCUCACAACAGGUUUCUGUGGUUUAUUUCCUGCUAAUUUGGAUAUAAUUCAGUGACUGUUGAGCCUCUACUAUAUAUAUGUGAAAAAGCAACAUGAUUUUAAAGUUUUGGUUUACUCGUGUUUAAUAAAGUAAACUAUGUUCCUUUAUGCUGUUACCUUCAGACAGAGUUAGCAGGUAGAAGUCCUGUUGGGGUCCACAUGGAUCAGGGAUUGACCAUCAGAUUGCUCUCGAUUCGAGGCUGCGACGGAGCUGAUACGCGUCCUGUGCUUCAUUGAUCAGAAUGGUAACUAUUUUCUGCGUGACGCUGCUGCCAUGUUCCAAAUGCACAUCCUGUAUGUUUUAGCCUUUAGUCCACAAUGUUUUAUCAAGUCUUAAUACCACAUAGAGUUUCAACCAGGAGAUUUCAGAGACCGAAAAUGGUUUAUGAUUUCAUAAGCUGUUAGCCAGAAUCAUCCAUAUUAAAACAAAUAUGCUCUUUGCUCUUUUCAUGAUGUUCAUAUUUUUGAGAUGCACUCGAGUCCAUAAAAAGAAGAUUGCAGGUCAUGUGAUAGAUUGUAACCAGCAGACCCUCUUUUCUUUUUAACCCAGAUGUCUUCUUUCAUUCUUCCUUCCUUACUCUCUGUUUUGACCCAGUAAACCUGACCUUCAUUUCCUGCAAAAGAAUAACAUCUUUAUUUUGCAUUUCCUGUUUCAUUGUUUGAUUGUUUAUACAUUUAUUUUCGGAGAGGGAAGCAAACUCUGGGCCUUUGUCCUUGUUGUUGGCGCUGCUUCCUCUGAACCACUCGGAGACACAUGCAUGCGAAUACACGUGCUCAUGCGCCGGGGUUCGCUGAUGGCAACCGCCUUCCUGUUAAUGGAGGUGUUUAGUCUGUCCCAUGAGUGUUCUGAGGCGGCUCUUCAGCCUGCACACUUGCUUUGUUUCUGACCCAGUCACUUUAUCUCCAGGCUGCUGCUUCAUUUGAUCCUGGAGUACAUUUCCACUCCCACAUUGUAACCCACCUCUUACCUCAACUGCUUUGUUCAUCCAAAAAUACCUCCCCUUGCUGCAGGGUGCUGCAAACUGUGAGAGUGGGUUGUGUCAGAGGCCGGUGAUUUAACCUGUCCUGUAGAGAUUUAAGCCGGUGCGACAAUGAUGACAAAUAACAGGAUUGUUCUCAUGUUGCUCCACAUGGCCCGUCGAGUCGAACUCAGUCACACUUUAAGUUCUCUCAAUAGGUUAAAAUAAGUUUACGUUUCCUCCUGUGGUUUUGCUCUGGGGUUACUGAAAGUAUUUGAAGGCUUUUAAUAAAACAAACCCUGUGGAAACGGAGGAACAAAAAGAAAAGUGCUCGGAGAGAAAAAGAAAGUCAAGAUCAGAGACAGGGAGCGCAACAGUUGAAGGGAAGUUCCUGCUCUUUGUACUAAGCCUGGAGAGACCCUCAGCCUUGUCGUAGCCCCCAUGGAGUGAAUUUAAGAGGGUCAACUUUAACAAGGGCUGUAUUGAUUCUCAGUGUUUGAGGGAGGAGAGGGUGCCUGUGUCUGUUUUUUGAAUAGUAGGAUGAGGACAAGACAGGGGCGGGCGCUGCUUUUUGUCUUCCCGUUUAAGCCUCCAUUCAGCUCAGUAGCAGGGGGUAACACCUGGUGGUCUUGACUCCUGUGGACUGCACACUUUGACAUUUGCCGCCACACUUAUAUUGAUGGGGUUUCAGUUACAUAACAAACUCACCGCUUCAAUUUCUUUCAGUAUAAAGUUGAAUUUCAGUAAAUAAUUCUGAUAUAGAGGUUUUUAUUGAAGUUCUAUCUCUCUGCCAUGAGAUGAUGUUACUGUCACUUUUAUUUAGCAUCAUUUAUUGCCUGAGUCAGUUGUGCUGGUUAACUACCAUUCUGGUUUUAAAUGUUGGGCUUUAAAACAGCAAUCCAAAAAAAUGAAGCUGUGUCCUUGGAAAUUGCAAUUUUGCUCUAUAUUUGGCUUGUAUUUUAGAAUAAACAGUCACAAAUAAACAUGAAAAUAACAUGCGACUAAUUUUUGAGGAAGAUAAUAUAAAGUUGAGGCUUAAGUUAGGCAAAGAGCAACCUUUACUCGUGUUGAUUCCUAGUUUAUGACGUCUCUGCCUCAGCGCUGACGGGGAGGUUUAUAAGGUCAGUGAGUAGGACGGCCAUUGAGGCAGAACUUUUACUAUUUACACGCGGCUGCUGUCCGCCCAUGGUUGGCAGGGCAACAGAGUAGGACCGCUCAAUUGUUGGGAAAACCAUAACCAUGGUUCUUUUGUUUGAUAUUACGAUUAAAAAAAUAGUUACCCAUGAUUUUUCAUUUAUAUCACACACAUUCAUGCAGCUUAAAACCUUAAAAACUCUUAAUUGUUUAAGACACAGUAAGUAGAAAAUCUUUUAAGCCUUCUUUUUGUUCACCAAAACAUGACUGUGUAAUAUCAGUUUUAAAAAAGUCACAGAUACAACCUUCGAAAAGGACCAUGCUUUAUUUCCUCUCUUCGCUUUGAGAGCCUUGGCUUGAUUUUAGUGAUAAUACUCAUACAAUUAAACACCAGACUUUACUUGUAUUUUUAUUCUGUCAUACAAAAUUGAAGGAUUUGAGCAAUUUGACUGCAGAUCAAACGAAUCAUUCAGUCUUUUCAGGCUUUAAUAUUACAACCUUUAAAACAUGAAAACUUUGGCUUGUGGUUUAUUAUGAUUUGGAACGAUAUCUCUCACUGUUCUGCCCGUCAGUCUUUAGCUUGUUAACAAUCAUAAACGCUCCAGCCUAGGGCCGCGCAAUAUAUCGUUCGAGCAUCGUCAUCAUGAUGUACCUGUGCGGGAUAGUCACAUCGUAAACCCUGCGAUGUCAGAGGAGAAUAAACUCGUCUAAUUUCAAGGGUAGCUGACUGAGAUACACUCCAUGUGACUCUGCAUGUGCUGUGCAGCGAUCCAACAAUCACAUUCGUUGUUUACUCAGUUGCCAAUCAGACUAGCCUUGCAGCCUUCAAUCAAAAUUAGAGAGGAGGAAACCACACCCCUGCACAUGGAGUGAGUCGCUGGCACUGCUGGUGUUGUGGCGAGAAACGCUUGUCCGCUGAGAAUUACUUUCGGAACAUUACUCAUCACUGUUAAGCCCCACAAAUAAGAAUUGUAUGGGUUUUCAAUCGUAUAUUUCCGUGGACCACUCUGCUAAAAGCAGUUAAUUGUCCUCAAGAUUUCAGCAGCGCAGCAAAGCAUGAAGUGCUAUUCAGGUCAUCUGGUUAAAGUUCCUCUAUUUUUGAAAAUCGUAAUAUGUAUUGCAGAUUUGAAAAAUAUCGCAAUGUUAGUUUUUUCCAAUAUCGUGCAGCCUUACUCCAGCCUCUCUCUCUCUCUCUGCUCAUUCUGUCCCUUGGCUUUUCAGACACUUACUCCAGUUAGAUAAGAAACCGUCUCUCUGUGAGAUCCACUCCGAUGAGACAGUGUUGAACGUUUUUACAUCUCUCAGGGCUGUUGAAUAUUAACACAGAGAGAUUCACACAGUCCCAAAGACAGACGGCUGACCAUCGGAUCCUUUCAGGCUGCUUUCACAAGGUUCAGGCCUUUCACAAGAGCUUUCAACCACAUCCAACCUAAACCUAUUCCCACCGUUUUGUAAGCCUAGAGUAUACACGGGCUUAGCUCCAGGUUCGGGCUUCUCCUUACUGGGCUCGGAGCUCACACACAUUCACACACACAGGAGGGAUGUUGAAACGGUCUCUGUCUUUGAUCCUUUGAGAUUGCGGUAGCUUUCAGAGCAUUUCUCCUCUCUCUUCUGUGUACAUACCCACCAGUAUCUCCACCCCGGGGCCCAGGAGGGGACCCCUUGCUGAUCUCCAGAUUGUGUUUUGGUUCUAGGGGGGAAUGUGCUGCGUCUCAGGUCUGGUCCGGAUCAGGUUGCUGCCCCCCUCAAGGCGUUUGUUGGCUUUGGACUUAGCUUUUGGGUUGCAGAUGAGGCCAGAUGUCCUGAAGUACUUGUUCUGAUGAAGUAUUUUUCUGCUGAUCAGCUGUGAAAAGAGGAAAAACAACAGCAGAGCAGACUGCAACCAAGAUCUUCAUGAAAGCUUUGUGAGCAGCAGAACUACUUAUUUCUCAUAUCGUAUUAAAAAAGAAUUCACAUUAAUGUCAUAAACUGGAAAAACAAGCGGUUGUGAUCUUACCUGAUGCUAAUAAUCUCCAGACUCUGGCUCUCAGAUGCGAAGGAAAACAAAAGGCCUGAGUUGAUUGUUUUGGUUGGGACUCCCCCGGAUCCCCCCGUCUCAGCCCCGUGCUUUUAACCAGGUUUAUUUUCCUGACCCAGUCACUUUUCAAAGCCCUCUUUUUACCCCCACAUUUGUUUCUGUCACAAAAACAUUCUGCAAAGUUGUUUAUCCAGAAUAUUAGCUGACCUCCCCACUCCUUCUACCCAAACACCUCAGCAGGAAGCAACAUUACCUCCCCGCCAGUGGCACGAUGCCACAGCAUUGUGAUCAUGAAACCUUGGUGCAAAACUACACCUAUGUGGAAACACAAUGUGAUUAAGAUUGAGGUGUUUUUUUUUCCAUGGUUUCUUUCCACCCAAGCGAGCACCAACUUUUCAGUAACCACUCUCAAAUGUGACAGCGUGCUUUUUAUACUUAGUCGACUUCCAUCAUCAGUACGUCUGUUUUCAUCCUGAAUCAACUUCCUCGAUUAUCAGAGCAUUUUCAUAAAAACAGGGAGGGGAAUCCACGUGUCUGACUCCUCUGCGUUAUUUUUAGACACCUUUUAAGCCGUCUUUCUUUUGUAUUUGUGAUUGAAGGUGUGUUGGUGUGUGUCUUGUCAAUUUUUCUUCAGGUGUUCCAGGAUCUGGGUGUGUCGGUGCUGUCUGGAGCUUCUGAGGGCUACAACGUGUGUUUGUUUGCUUAUGGCCAAACAGGAUCUGGAAAGACGUACACCAUGAUGGGAACACAGGUGAGGAGAACGUCGGAGUCACACUACAUUUGAUCGUAUUCAUUUGUCAGGCCUCCUCUCCUCCAGCUGUAGUACUUGGAACUGUUUGACAAACUCAAACAAUGCUGCACUGAAAAUAAACACAUGCAAACACUGAAAAUACUCCCAUACCAUUUUCUUUCUCAUACAAAGAGAUUUGUGAAUCUGUGUACCAAGCCAAUAUAAACAGAAUACUGAGCUGUAAGGGAUAAUAUAUAGUGAGUGGGCAGCUUUGGCAUAAUUUAAGUAAGAUUUUUGUAUAAACUGUGACGCCAGGGGAUUGGCCUGAACAAUGCAAGAAAAACAUGUGUUGUGCAAUUACAUGGUUCAAUAUUGAGAUAACUUUAAAAAGUAGAAGAUAUUCGAGUGUGCAAACUGCUAUAAAGCCGAAAACAUACAGGAUCCGUAUUGAACGCGUUCCGUCAGCGGCUUGUAUCUGUAUCCGUAGAGCAGCGUUGUCUAUCGCAUACAGGAUGCAUAUUGGGAGCGUAGCAGCAGCGUAGUGCAGCCCCGGUCAGCUGGUCUCAGUAUAGAGGAAACAACAUGCUCACACAGGUUGUUUUUCUGUUCUGUGGUCUAUUUCCUGCUAAUUUGCAUGUAAUUCAGUGACCGUUGAGCCUCUACUGUAUGUGUAUGUUAACUCGUGUUUAAUAAAGUAAACUAUGGUCCUUUAUGCUGUGCUGUUACCUUCAGACAGAGUUAGCAGUUAGAAGUCUUGUUGGGGUCCACAUGGAUCAGGGAUUGACCAUCGGAUUGUUCUGUGUCACUGAUAAAUCCAGAACCAGGAAGUAUUUCUCAUCUACACGAACUGGUACACAGUCAGGAGUUCGCAUAUGGUGUUUUAUCGUUCUUCUCUGUGUCAGUUAAUGUGUAUUGAAAGCGCAGAGCAGCAAAAAUAGACUCGGCACGUAUCUUUAGCAGAGCCGCGCUUGAUACGCCUCUGAUACGGAGCUGCGACGAAGCUGAUUCGCGUUCCUUAUGCGACGCUGCAUUGAUUAGAAUGGGAACCUAUUUGCUGUGUGAUACGCGACGCUGACGUUAGACGCUCAGUAUGGAUUCUGUUUGUUUUAGCCUUAACUCUGAGUUUCUCUGUCUCUCUGCUGCACAAAACUUGCUCACUCAGGUUCAGAUUGUUAUUAAAACCCUCUGACUUGCUCACACAGCGUUGUGUUUAAGAGGUAUCACCCCCGGACACAUCAGCACCCUCAUUUUAAGGCAUCAACAGGUCCCACUCAUCACAACACAGACGUCCUUCCUCUGUGGACAUAUGAUCCUAACACCAGUCCCCUAAGCUUCUUGUAAUAACAAUCCCAGCCUGUCAGCGGUGAAAUAAAGCACUUAAAGUGGCCACAGUUUGAUGACGCCCAAUCGCCCAGUCUAACUACGUUUUAGCUCAUUUCGCAGCUGAUCCAGUUAUUGUGAAUGCUUCUAUUUCAAUAACCAUAAAAUGAUGCUCUACUGUGCAGCACUAAUUGAUGUAUAAAGCGGUUUCCUCCUCCUAUACCUGAUCCUGCAGUUAGGGGGCAAUAAAGCAUUAAUAUUGGAACAACCUUAGCAAACCAUCAGCUCAGAGUGACAUCCCACUGUGACCCAAUUCUACAUAAAAACUGUCAAAACACUUCUCCUAUAUCUCCUUCCUCUUCUGUGUGCUGUCAGGGCUCCAUUGGAUUGACACCUCGGAUCUGUCAGGUACGUCAGCGGAUUGAAACAUUCAAUAUACAGGGCUUGGCGAUAAUUCAGCUGCUUGAGUAUAUGGUGUUGUGGCGUGAUAUGAACUUGCAUUUUUUCUUUCCUGGCAGAGUCUUUUUAGGUCUGAAGACACUUUUCCUGACGGGCAAAACUCGAGCAGAGUGGAGAUCAGGUACUGUCUGUGAUUGUAUCUCUAUUCUCAAACAAAGAGGGGGCAUUGAAAUUCAAAGAAGACCCCAUGAAUAUGCUUCAAAGACUCAAACUGGAUUUUCUUGUCUGUGUUGAAGGCAGUGUUAGUUUUACAGAGCAUGUAUUAGUCUUUCUUCCUUGACUCUACCUGACUUCACUUCUACAUUUUUCACAAGGAUAGUGGAGUUUUUAGUGUUUGAUGGUUGUCAUUUUCAUAGUGCAGAUAGUGUUUCUGGGACAUUUAGAUGGGUCAUCAGUCUGUAAUGUAGACUGUGUAACCAUGACUACGACCUGGUUCAAAUACAGCCAUUCACAUACCAUUCCUUCUUUUGUCUCUGACACUUUCUGUCAAAUAAAGGGAAAGUGCCACAGUGAUAAACUGAGAUUUACUGUUUCUGAGGAGGUGCGGCACAUACAACUCACCUGAAGGUCAUCCUGUGGUCUGCCUCUCUGUGAUGCUGUAGAUAAAGUGGCCGUGUAAUAUAUGUGUCAUCAUAGCAGGAUGUUCUGUAAUCCCUCUGUCCCCGCAGCUUCCUGGAGAUCUACAACGAGCGUGUGCGCGACCUGCUGAGAGGAGCGGAGCAGAAGAAGAGAGCCUCUCUGAGAGUCAGAGAACACCCUGACAAAGGACCCUACGUUCAAGGUGAAUGUUCGCCCCAAUACCAAGACAAAACUAAUGCAUGUUUUACCUACUUUUCUCGAGUAAUACAGAUCAUGAAAUAAAAAAAAAGUUCAUAAACACGUGUAUGUGCAUUUAGCUUCAUGCAUUCAUCCACAUAUAGGAAUUAAAACAUGCACAGGGGAGGUAGCUGCUCAGGGUUUCUGCUAAGUACUUCCCCAGAAACACCAAGCAAGUGAAACUAAUUACAUGGAUUUUAAUCGGAAUUCUGUAUUCAAACAUGACCCCACAGUUCCAGGUGUAAUUGCAAAAAUCGUUGAGCUCAUAAAUCAACAGAUCAUUUCCACUUUCUGUCUUUCUCUGUCUGUCGAACUGAUUAGGUACUUAACUAGAGGUCUAGAGGCUGCAAAUUCUCAUUACCCUGCCUGGAUAAUUUCCCCCCGAUUAGAAUUAAACAUUAUUUUAAAUAACCUUCCAGCGACCUUAUGUAUCACACACCCAGUAUAACUGCUCAUAUUUGCAGAUUUAAACUUUAUAGUCUUAUGAUACAUUUGCUUUCAAAGGCGAUAAGCUCUGAGAAAUGUCUUUUGAUCAUUUCAGAAGUGUAGACAAAUACACCAGAGAGGUUUGUUAUGUUGAAAUUAAGAGUCUGAAACACUUAGUGCAAAGAGAGUGAAGAUGAAAGUGGACAGCAAAGGUGAAAUCUCGUGUCUCUGCAUUCUCAUACACAUCAUUUUGUGAAAUUAUGGACUUGGAUGGGGAACAUGGUCGGCAGUAUUUUGAGUUGUGCUCAUGUCUUGUAAGUUUAGUUUACAAGUCACUGUGGUGUGUGGUGAGUGGUGGAAUUUUGUUCCGUUAAGUUUUGCGAUCGUGGCCAGAAAAGGCUGUCCCAGCUCGAAUCCAGACUCUUCUUUUAGCUUCUCUCUCUCUCUCUCUCUCUCUCUCUUUCUUCAUCUGCUCUCGUCCACCAGCCUCUCUGCAUUUAAAGCCUCACAUCCACUCAUUGUCUGUAUCAGGAGAAAUCCCAGAUGGACAGAGGAAGUGAAGUCAUUUCCUUGUGGUUCCAAGGAGAAUGCUUUAACACAGAGAGAGAAACCCAGAGACUCAGAGCACAUUAUGAGGACUCCAUUACUGCCACAACAUUCCCACGUGUCCACCCAAGCAUUCACUUUUUUGUCUGUUUUUUAAACUGCUUUUUUACACUUGAUACAAGAAAUAAAGAACUGUAGCACCAUGUUUCAGUCUGUGCAGGCACGUGUUUAACAGACACUCAGGAUACAUGAUUCACUCUAAAAAUGAGAGCAUUGUUAGAGUAUUUUUGUUGUUGUUGGGGGAAAUAUGACGGAUCAAAUAUGAGCGAGUGUUGACGAGGCGUAUAUCCUGUUUGGUGUCUUUUACGUGCCUCUUUUUCCUGCUUCUUUUAAAGUCUGUCUGAUAAUCAAAAAUAUGGAUUUAAAUACUCAUUAAUAGAAAGUGCUUUAGCUGCACUAAGAGCCUCUACUGAGAGUUUCCCAGCCUGAAUUCCACAUGGAUUACACUCCACUGUGAGAAGUAGGUCAAUUAACAAAUAUGUGAUUAAACCAUCGCCCUCUUUGUGUGUUUACUCAGUUUCUUCAACUUUUUCUUUUUCUGUUUCUGUUUCUGUUUGUUUCUCUUUCAUUAGACUUGUCGCAGCAUGUGGUCUCAGAUUGCAAGCAGGCCAUGGAUCUUUUGGAGGUAGGCAUCACCAACCGCAUCACCGCAGCGACCCACAACCAUGACGCCAGCAGCAGGUCCCACGCCAUCUUCACCAUCCAGUACACACAGGUCAUUAUCUAUGUCCAGUCAUCUUUCACAAUGACGCACUCAUCGAUCUGAUGAAGAUCCUCUAUCAGACGUUGUUUAUUUGUAGAUAUAACAUCCGUUAUCUUAUGCUGAUUUUCAGUUUUAUCACAUUUGUCUUUUCCUCAGGCAAUCCUGGAAAACAACCUUCCCUCAGAAACUGUCAGCAAGAUUAACCUGGUGGACUUGGCCGGGAGGUAAAACUGCUAAUUCUUUCUGUUUUCUUCCGUCACAGUCUUUUGAGCUCAAGUCAUUGACAAAGCUGCCCCCUAGUGGAUCCUGGCCUGUGCUUUAAGAUCAUCCUAAUCCUCUGCCUCACAUUCCUAAGAGAUGAUUACAGUCUUUUUCAUUGCAGCUGACAUGACCCAGACAUAUUUUUCCUUCUGUUUUUGUUGCAGUGAGCGUGCAGACCCCAAUUACUGCAGGGACAGACUGACAGAGGGCUCAAACAUCAACAAGUCACUGGUCACUUUGGGCAUUGUCAUAUCUGCUCUUGGUAAAUUACUAUAGUUCAAGACAUGAAGUUUGAGAAAGCAGGUUUUAUUUGAUAGACUUAGCAUAAAACUGCACAAAUUCAGUUUUUUUUCCGCCACAUUCUCCUCUGUCCUCCGCAGUAUUUCCUUCCAUUCUGCUCAUCAAUCCUUCAACUCUUGCUCCUUUUGUUCCUUCUGCCUCCACAGCCCAGAACUCCCAGAUGUCGAGCAGCUGUCAGAGCAUCAACAGCAUGGCCUCUGAAGGCGAUGGCAGCACGGUGGGCAGCCACAGCAGCUCUCUGUCGGGCGGAGGAGGAGGAGCAGGAGGUGGUGGUGCGAGGAGGAACUGUUUCAUCCCUUACAGAGACUCUGUCCUAACCUGGCUCCUGAAAGACAGCCUGGGUGGCAACUCAAAGACCAUAAUGAUUGCAAGUAAGUGAGGCAGAUGUCAGUUUUGUUGCAGAGGGAACAUGACUGUGAGUUUGCAAGUUUUAGUUUUAUGUGAACUUUACCUCAUGUCCUCAUGGAAGAGCAAAACUCAGUUGUUUAAGCUGUUGGUGGAACCUUCUAUAUUUGAGAUUUUCUUCCUCUUUAACUCACUGAUACUCGAGAUUUCUAACAACAUCCACUUGGAAUUGUAGCUGUUACUUUGCAGAAGAGAAGAUAAUUUAAAGUAAAUUUCAGCUCAUCUCAAGUGAGUCUGUGAGUUUUAUUUUUAUUGGAUUUAAUUAAAAUUAAUGCUUGGUCGGGGGUUUACAAUAAAACCAAGAAGUGAAAAAAUAUCUGGGAUGCUGAGUAAGAUCUUGAUAUAAACAGAUUUUGAUGGUUUGCAGAUCAUUUAAAUACCAUGUUUAAUUGAAAACAGUGCAAAGACAAAAUAUCAAAUAUUGAACCCAAAAACACUUUAUUUCAUAAAAGAAACAGGAGAUGCUCAUUUUAAAUUAGACGCUGGUAUUAAAAAAAGAAAAACUUGAACAUCUUCUAAAUUGCGCUGACAGGUACAUCAGAUGACUGGGUAUGAAAAUGGCCUUUCAGUCUCUCAGGGAUUAAGAUUUCUUAUUUCUUAUUUCCUCUUUAUUUAACCGGAUAAGUCCCAUUAAGACCAGGACCUCAUUUACAAGGGUGACCUUUGGCAUAGAGCUCACAGUAAGGUGACCACUACCAUUACCAGCUCUAGACCAAUGAGCGUGGUCUAGACCUGCUCUGUUUUUGGAAAGCGUCUUGGGAUAAUGACUGUUGUGAUUUGGCGCCAUAUAGAUAAAAUUUGAUUGGUUGGUUGAAUUUGAGUAAUGAAGUGAUAAACAGUCACCAGUGCCCCAAGACGCUCGUGUAUAAAAUGUCACCAUAGUCAAUCAAUGACAGAGGAGCUGCAAAGACAAGAUAUUUGAAUAUAUUUCAGUAGAUCAAUGUGUGAGAGACUGCGUGAGCAUAUAGUUUGACGAUAACAAUGGAUAAUAACAGUGCUGCGGUUUGAUGAACCUUUCCUUUUGGAAAUCAUGGAUGUCAUGUCGUCUGCUCUUCAGAGGCAGCUUGUUAAAUAUCAGGUUUGGAUAAUAUUAAACCACUACAGGGUCCCGGCUGUUGUAGAAUUUUUGGUGUUGUACUUUGUCUUUACAGUUUUUGCCUGUGUGGUUUAACUUCAUCAUAAAAGCAAAAAAACUGUAGUCUGUUUACUUCAUUCCCACCUUCAAACUCAAACAAACCUCUGAUCAGGGCGCUAAUAGCUCUUUGUGUUUGCUUCAUAUGUUUGUGUUGCAGCGAUAUCACCCUCAGCUAACAGCUACAACGAGACCCUCAGCACCCUGCGCUACGCGGCCCAUGCCAGAAAUAUUGUCAACAAGCCUCGUGUUAAUGAGGUCAGUGCCUGUUACGAGUCUGACGAGGAGAAUGAAUGUUUGAACAUAAUGUUUUUUUCGGUCGGUUAAUAUGUGCUGUGAUCUCUGCGCAGGACGCCAGUGUUCGGCUGAUCAGGGAACUGAGAGAGGAGAUUGACAGGCUGAAGAGUAUGCUGCUCAGCUUUGAAAUGGUAUGGUGACCUUUGCUGAUAGAACAUUGUGCUUACUCUCUCAGGGACAAACCCUCCUAGUCCCCUAUCAGAAAACACUUUUGCCUCUAUAAGACUCUGAAUAUCAAAGAUUCUCGCAUUUCAAGUUUUUCUUUCAAAUGUUUGGCGCGGUGCUGUGUGACAUCUUUUAUUCCCGCAGGCAGUAAAGAUUGAAUCGCAUUGGAGCAUAUGACAUUUUCCUUUUACACGGUGUGUUGACUGAUUAUUUUCCGUUUUCUCAACUGGCAGCAGAGGAAUCCUAGUCCAUCCCUGAGCGAUGAGAGGGAUGGAAAUCUGUCUGACAUUGUGCUACAGAACGAACUCAAGGUAACCCAGUAUUAGUACAGGAUCUUAAACCUGGUUUUGCCCUUUUAUAUAAGAGUGCAGCACUUUCUUUUAGCAUCAGAUUGCCAUUAGGGUCACUGUUACUUUCUACUUUCUCUGAUGGUUUCAUGGGGGUAUUCAACCAGAUAGAAAGAUAAUGUAAACUUGGUACAUUCGUCUGAUCAACAAUUAAAAGAUCAUUACAACUACCAAGUCCAUUUUAAAGCUGUUUUGGUAUUAGCAGGUGGGUCAACCUUAAACACUGUCUUAAUAGAGCCUAACGUUGGGUUCAGGCCAACACUUGGAAAGUUAUCAUAAGGAGCUGUUCAGAGAGACAUCCAGAGAUUAUGUCGAAAUGUUUUAAGACUUUGCAGAGGUUUAGUAUGGACAAUAGGGCUGGGCGAUAUGGCCUCAAAUGAAUAUCACAAUAUAUUGAGCAGUUCACCUCGAUAAUGAUAAAUGGAUGAUAACUACUCCACAAGCUGCUCACCCCCUCCCACAUUAACUUCGUCUACUUCACUACAACUUUCUCUCCGUCCUCCAUCUCCUCACCUGUCUUUCCCUCUUUGUUACGGACUGGAGGGGGUGGAGUCACUUCUCUGACGUAGGACAGCAUCUUAAAGGGACCAUAGCCUACCUACACACAUCCAAAACCAAUUUUCAUUUAUUUAUUUUUUUGACGCCAAAUAUACUGAUAUGGGCAAAAAGUUGGUUGUUGUCGUGAAUUUCAGUAUCGGUAGAUUUUCGGUUUAUCGCCCAGCCAUAAUGGACAUUUAACCUUGUGACAUUAAAUGUAUGAAUUUUAAUACACAUCAGUGUGUGAGGUCUCCUGUGAGGUUUUGACUUUUAAGUCUUCAGUUGUAGCCAAUUGAAAAGAGUAAAAUAAUCUGUAAUAUUCCCCAUUUCAGCUGUGAAAGCAGUUAUAAUUUCGGUGUUAUUAGUCAUCUCCCUGACUCCAAAUACUUCCCGCCCUGGUUUCAACUCCUUCCCUUAUUCCCUUCCUCUCCCUUAUUGCCUUCUUUCCUUGUCUAAUCCUUAGGUGGAGCAGCUAACCAAGGAUUGGUCCGAGAGCUGGAGAGACAAGAAGGAGCUGCUGGAGCAGUACGGUGUUGACAUUAACCGAGACCGUGCAGGAUUCCUUAUCAAUUCGCUACAGCCGCACCUGGUCACUCUGGACAGAGAUGUUCUCAGCACUGGGGUCGUCUUUUACCACCUCAGGGUAUGAUGCAUGAAGAGAAACUUUGUUGCGCUUUGGUAUCACUGGAUUGGUAUUAUUAGAUUCUUACAGAACAUAGAGGUAUAAGUGUAGAAGUUGAUCCUGUGUAUAGAGAACUGAUAUGGGGCUGAGCCUUGUCUAAAAGUUUGUCUCUUUUUAUCUACUUUUUGUCGUUCAUUUGCACUCAAUCUGUUACUGUAUAAAUACGCACUUGCAUGAACAGCAUCUAACAAAGCCCCUCUAACUAAUAAUGUCUGUAUUUGCUCUUUUUCCCCUCCAUCUCUCAAGUUAAUGAUUUGUCAGCUGUCUCCACUAAAACUUUGAAAUUGUCUUUUUUUCCCCCCGUUAGAUUCCCUCCCCUCCUCCCUCUGCUAUUUCUCUCUAUUCUGCCACAAAAACUCUUGAGAAAAGGUGCGUUUCUUCUUCUUCUCUCUCUUCUUUUCAAUCUUACCCUCCAACUGUCCCGUCGAUCUCCCGUCUCUCCCCGUGCGCGCGCGUGUUUGCCGCGACGCAAAGAACUCGGUUGUAUAAGAGGCUCUUACUUCUGAGGCUGGGACUCAGGGGAGCUUAAGCUGUCCUGAUUCUGACAAUGACAAGCAUACCCUUAGGCCUGACAAUUACACUGUUUCCUGCAUGUGAAGAGCUCAGGCCACCUGGGACCACAUGUGGUCUUGACACCAUAUAAGAAAGCUUUUAAUCCCAUUAGAUAAGACGUCAAAGUAAACAAAUGAUAUAUUUUCUGUCAGUUAGGAGGAGAUUAGUAGAAAAGGGAAAGGGUUCUUUAUGGAUCAUGAUGCAAAGUCAUUGUAUUGCUUGUUUUUAUUGUACAACCACCACUUAAUGCCAUAUAUGUCAUAUAGUUUUGAUGUUUUUGUUUGUACAGAUCUGAAUAUAAUUGGCUUUUAUUUGUCUUACAGGAGGGAGUUACACACAUUGGACCUCAGGAGCAGUCUGGGGAGCCACAAAUAGGUAUCCUUAUAUUAUCGAAUAGUUUAAUCUUUUCCGAAUGUUCCUUUUUUGAUUAAUAAAUCUUAUUUUAACGGCUAAAAAUUACAACUGUGGAUAUCGAAUUUCCCCUCGGGGAUAAAUAAAGCUCUUCUUAUCUGAGAUGCAUCUUACAGUCACGUAUUAUUAACUCAGCGGAGACAUCUGAGCGCAGAACUGUGGAAAAAAACACCACCUCCAGCAGUAAAUGUAGAGCGUUAAAAGUCUACAGCAUGUACAAUAAUUCAGCACAGACAACAAGCAAAUGGCACAAUGGAGCACCGUACACUUACAGCUUACAGAAUCAGAGUUUGUGAUUAUGUUUCUGUGUCCUGUUUCCAGUCCUCCAGGGCAGUGCAAGCUGUGAGAUUGAAAACCACAGAGGUGUUGUAACACUGAGACCUCUUCCAGGCUGCGUCUGCCUCCUCAACGACAGAGAGGUCACCGAGGCCUGCAGACUUGCUCAAGGUAAGCUCUCAUCCUCAGCCAAAGAGUUUCCCAGCACUGCACGAUGUCCUUAUUACAUUUUUACUUCACUUAGAUGUAGAAGAAUUGACAGAGCUGGUCCUGACUCAUGGUUACUUGUUAUUUUUCCUGAAUGAUAACACGGAUGGUAAUUAUUUUUGCAAGAAUACCCCGAGGCACUUUUGCCACUUUUAUUUCUUUUGGUAGAUAAUUUUAGCUACAACAAAUGUAGGAAUAGAAAGAGAGCGAGAGGCAUGAGCCAUGUUCUUAGUAUCCACUCAUUCUCACAUUGUAAGAACAGGAGAAUAUGUAAAUAAUACAAGUGCUAAAAUAUAGGUCAAAGGAGUAACUUGCUUUUAGCAGAAAAAACUGCUUCACAGAAGUAGAAUCAGCAGUUCGAAAAAUGUGAUCUUUAUCACUCAUGACUAACUGUUGUUGUUAAAACGGACAAAAAAAUCCAAUGAUGCAUAAAAUCAGACCUGAGCAGCACUUGACACGCAGCAUUAAGGCUCGCCAUGUGACCGCUGCACUAUCACAUGUAGGCUAAAGUACAAUUACACACAAGCUUGGAGAUGCACUUGAUAACAUAUAUGGGUUAAUGUACAAUUGAAUAUGCAUGCAUGCUUAAGGUGCAGCGAUAGUCUUCUUGAGCAGAGACAUGGAUACACACUAAUACACCCCGCAGCUCCCAUCAACACGAUGCUUCAGCCUGUGAUGAAAGAUCUGCUUCUGUCUCCAGGGAUGGUUAUCACCUUGGGAGGAGUGCAUAAGUUUCGUUUCAACCACCCGGCAGAGGCGGCCGUCCUCAGGGAGCGCAGACGGGUGGGUGCUGCUCUGUGAAAACCGAGUGAUGAUUAAUGAUAGCACUCAUAAUGAACUUAGGUUGACAGAUUGUAAUGAAGGAGAUGCGCUCAUUAUUUCUGGUCAUUAUUUUACGAAAGAGGAUUAGGGACACAAGAAAAGAAAGAAAUAAGUGCAGGAGGGAGAUUUUUUAAAUUUCCAUCUCGAGAUUAAAGUCGAAAUUUUAAAAAGUUGAAAUUUCGACUUAAUUCACGUUCACUCUAAUCUCAAAAUUUUAAUGAUUUUAAUCUUGAAAUUUCAAUUUUUAACCUCAAAAUUUUGACUUUAUUUCGAUUUCUUGAUCCCAGAAUUUUGACUUUAAUCUCCUUUCUGUUAUUAUUAUUUUGGCCCUAACCCUCUUUCGUAUUAUUUUACACUGCCUAGAUGUGAUAGCUGUUUUUUUUUAAAUGGAUGAUAAACUCACCUUCUUUUGCUGUCCUCAGGCCAGUGAAAGCGGCAUGACCUGCGCCUACAUUGACCUCUGCCCCCUCAGUCCUGAUCACAGGUAAAAACUGCCCCCAAAAAUAAAACCAGACCCCAACAUUUGUGAGUUAUAGAAAGACCUUAUUCUGCCAACUCAGAGCAUUCAUAUUUGAUAGGAGGUACAUGUGUUGUAUCAGUGAACAUGCUGUGGAAAUAGGGCAAUGCUUCAUGCAUGUUUUAACUCUGCUGGUAGAAAUGGCAUGUGUUUCAAUUUGCCUCCAUCCUUGUGAACAAUCCCAGUACGCUGUUUGCGGGGCAGGCUCAGCCGUUGCUUGGUUACUGUUGAGUCUCUAAACUGGAAACCAACAACAGAAGGUUUAAAAUUUAAGCAUGCCAACAGCAAGCUACCAAAUACAACCAGGAAAUGUAACAUAAUUGAGCUGAAAGAUAUAUUUUGGUGUUUUUUUUGUUUGUUUCUACACUUCCUACACCGAUAGAGCAGCCAAGUAGUUCAUAUUUUUCCUUCAUCUGUGUGUCUGCUUUUGUAGCGUUGAAGAAGUAAAACUCCAAGGACAGCUGGGCGACUGUCUCUCCCCCAGCGAGGAGCCCACUGCCAGGCAGCGUGUGGAGGAGCAGCAGCGCUACGUGGAGGGUUUGCGACAGGAGAUUCAGGCUGAGCAGAGGCGGGCUGAGAAAGAGCUGGAGAGGGAGCAGGCCCGUCUCAGACAGCAACACACUGAGAGUAGGUAGAAAUGGCUGCACUGCUUAUGCAGACGUGUCACUUUCUUAAAGCCAAAUUAAAGGGUUUUAAAGCAAAAUAGAGGAAAAAUCAGAAGAUAUAAUGCCAGACAUUUUUGUGAAGAUGUCCAAACAUUAUAAUUAACUCCUGCAAAUCUUUCUUAAACAGUCCAGCAGUGGAUUUUGACAGAGAAACGGCACCUGUCAUCUGUUGAGCAGAGAAUCACACAGGAGUCUGGAGUCCAAACUGACCUCAUCCCUGCACCUCUUCUGGAGCGGCUUACGAGUCAGGCACCUGAAGAUCAGGAUGGUCACUCCGUUGAUCCGCCGCCGCUGGUGGUAAGGGCGAGGAAGAGGGCGGUGCAGGAGGAGCUGAUAAAGCAUCACGCCCUUUGCCGCGCCGAGAGCCGCAUCCGUCGGAAAAGGUUGCACUACCAGCUGGAAAGGAUCGCCCGUAAGCGGCAUCUUUUGGAAGCUAAAAGGGAAUUGCAGCGGCUGGAGAGGGACCUGCCUUCAGGACCAGACAGCCCUGACUCUCCUGAGUCCCCGACCAAAGCCAGAGGAAGACCGUUUGUAUCUCGAAGACACUCUUUCUCUGCAGACCUUCUGUCCAGGCUUUACCCUCAGCACACCCCUCUCUUCAGGUAAACAGCUUUGAAACAAGCUGCUUCUUAAGCUGUAGUACAUUAUGAAGAUAGAUGUAUGAAUGUAUUAUAUGGUUCAGAGUUCAGAGAGCAUGAUUGGGAAAUAUGAUUUGCAGUUAGAUGGACAAAAACACACUCAUAGGUCAUCAUAGUGGCAAAAAACAACAGCUGAUUGAAUCUUGAUCAUCAUCAUUAAAGAAAAGUGUCAAAAAUCGUUCAAAAUAUAUAUUAUGACCUGAUAUUUAUUUAAAAUAAUUAUAUAUUAUGUUAUAUUCUUUCUUGACAGACACUUCCUCAAGAGAAACCGAUCCACAGAACCGUUUCCAAACCCCACCUCAACCUCUGACUCCAUCGGCAGCAGGAAGUGGGUUUCAGAUGAAUGUCUUCCUCGAGAAAGGACUCAGAGUUGUUCUGGUACGAUCCUCUCAGGACAGAGUCCGGACAGCAGAAGCAGAGUGAGCUCUUGUGAGAACAUUCGACCAGCUGCCAGGGAUGAAUCCAGAGCUCAGCCCUGCAGGGAGCGACCAGAGAGAAAACCUCUGCUCCCAAACCGAGACCUGUCUUUUAAGAACAGGUCUGAUCAGAACUCAGUGUUUAGUCUGAAGUCUCCAGUCGGGACUGCUGUGCAGCCAGUAAACAAAGAAAAUAUUCAAGGACCCAAACUAAAUGAACCAAGCUCUCAGAUUUUCUCAAGCUCUAAUGAGAGAAAAACACCAUCCUUUACUGAUAAGAGUGGACUGGAAACCUUCAGGAAGACUUUGUCUCAUUCUGUCGGGCCCAGAUUAAAAACAGCUCUUUCUAAAGUGUUCAAAAAACCACCAUCAGGUCCAAAUGGAGGAAGAGGCCCUAAACCAUUCAGGAAGAUGGCAAGCAAAUUUAACUGGAGACAGAGAAAAGAGCGAGGUCUGAAAGAUGCUAAGAUGAGUCGAAGCAAAUGUGCUGUUAAGUCUGCCGUCUCAUGUGAGGAACUCGACCAAAGGACACCGUUUGAGGACACUAGACAGAGGCGAUGGCAUAGUACUGAGGCUCUAAUGAAGACCAGCAGAUGGCUGGAGAAUCAGCAGGGACUGAAUGGAUGGGAAGAGGAGCAACAAGACAGGGAUGAAGGGUCGUCAGACUGCGAGAGCCUCUUCUCUCUUGAUUCUCUGUCUUCUGCUUAUGCUACAGCUUUAGCCGAGCAGCUGAGACGCGAGGAAGCGGCCCAGAGUGAAACAGAGAGCGAAGACAGUCAGAUGUCCAAAGAUUCACUGGCUGUGGAGAGCGAUGGAAAAAUCUCAACAGUCAAGAGGCUUAGCCAAACAUUGGUGCCAACCUACUCAUUGGUGACAGAUGGCUUCAAUUCAUGGAAACAGCAUAAUAAAACAGCAGAGAACAGUUUAGCUGGGAACAGCUGUCACAAACCUCAGAAAAUCCCAGCAGAGGAGUACUCGAGCCAGCGAGGUUCUCCAAGAUCAAGUCAUCACAGUGCAACAAGGAAACCUCCUCCCCAAAACCAAUUAGCAGCAGACUCCAGGUGCAGAGAGUCCGUACACAAAAUGAUUGAGGACUUUGGGAACGGGCAGACGAUUUCAACCAGCAGCCCACGCUCCCUGAGCAGCUGCAGCACAAGGGAGCCAGAAAACGUGCUGGCUCUCACAGAUGCUUGGUCCUCCACGGAUGCUGCAGACAGCCCCAGGAUUCGCAGAGAUUCCUUGCCUUUCCAAAGGAAAAACAUUCUCAGAAGCAUAGAGAAUAGCAGCAGCAGCAGCAGCAGCAGUAGCAGUAGUAGUCCCAGCCCUGCCAGCACAAACCUUUUGGACUCUCAGAGUGAUCCAAGAAGCUCCAGCUCAUCGUCUGCCAGCGCUGAGGGUGAACAUGUAACAGUGCAGGAACACAGCGUUGAAUUUUCUAGAGGAACAUCAGAAAAACUCAAUUUUAAAGUCUCUCACAUUCUGACUUCAAAAGACGAGGCUCUGAAGGAGGCUGGAUGUUGUGUGGGACAAAAAGAAAAAGCAGAAAAAGCCAGUGAUCAUCCAACGUCUUUUUCUGCCUUGAAUCAAACCGUGUGUUUGUCACCCAGUGAGGUCCACCUUACUAAACAACAAGCAGCACAGGUCGAACCACCUCAGGUGUUCACAGAGAAGCCCGAUUUAGUGGCAGCUGAUGUUACAAUGUCCUCUGAAACUGAAAUGUGUCAUCAAUCUGGUACAUGCUUUUCUACACGUCCAACCAACCAAGGUCAAGUUUUGAGACAGAAUCCUGACCCUGAAAGUGCCUUCAAACCAUCCCUUGAAGAUGAAGCACUGUGCAGUCUGGAUUGUCCAACAGAGAAAUUGAAAAAUCUUCAGCAGUAUGACUUUGGGAAUACCAAUUUUUUAACAAAGGACCAAACGUUGGACAAAGUUGAAACCAAAGGCACUGAGCCGUACAUUGCUUUACAGCAGGAGCUUGUUAAAUCGGCCUGUAAAAAUUCCAGGAAGAGGAACAAAGACCAACAGGAUUCUUUCAUGGGCAGCCUGAAAAUACCAAAAUGGACCAAAUGCAAAGAGUCGGUAACUUUGUGCCUUACACCAGUUGGCAGCCAAGAAGGUAGUUGGCUUGACGACAAUAAUAACACCAGUGACUCAAAGGAGGAGCAAUCGUCUGUGGAAGCUGACAGCCCUGAAUUUGAUUCUGUUUGUGUCGAUGGCAGAGAAAGACAGGACGGCGUGGCGUCAGUGGUGUCGCCAGUGAAUCAUCCCAUAAGCAGGAAUCUUGGGCCCAAUUAUCAGAUCUUUGAGGACUUUGAAUGUGCGAACAAAUGUCCUCAGAGUGGUUCCUCCGUAGGGGAGAGAAUGCAGCUUAAAACGGUUGGUGUAACAAUAAAGGACAUACCUGCAGAAACAAAGGCAGACGAACGCCAAUUCGAUUACCCCAGGAAACAUCAAGAACGUAGAAAACACAUAUGCAAGUCUGAUGCAAUUUGUAGCGCCAUUGAUCUGAGAAUUUCAGAAGUGGUGAAAGAGCACAUGCGAUUGUCACCGAAUGGUGCUGCCGUUGAGAGGAAGAGCAGGAGUAAAAGCCUGAAUGCAUUAUCUUCUGCUUUUCAUUUAGAUCAGAACAGAGUGACAGUAAAAGAAGUGGGUGAUCACAUGAGUGAGCCAGCGAAAGACGAAGGAAUUCUUGGUGAAGAACUUGCAAGAAGGGCAAGUGACAACAUGGUGGAGAAAAAUGAACGCCUUCAAUCAGAUCAACCAGCUGAUUUUACUGUCCAUGAGAAAAACACACUUGAAACAACGGAAGUACAAAAGAAGAGCCAGGGUGAUCGAUCUCCUGAUGGAUCAUCAAACGAGCCAACAGCUGAUCAUCUGGUUGUCGAUUUCCAAAACUCUCCUGCCAAAAACCACUUACAAUCACACGUGACAGCAGACUGCCAAGUUAAGUCCGAUCCCUCUGUGAGACCCAGCUUGGAACCAGUUGGUUUAUUCCCAAUAAUUGACUGCUCCUCAGCGAGAAAAGACUUUGAUUCUCAUAAAAACGUAAUAGAGAAAAACGCCUCAGUUCAACAUAUUACUGUCACAGAUGAACAAAAAUCGAGAUCUUCUGGUGAUCGUAUCAUCAAGGAUACACGCUCGAAUGAAGUGGGAACCCAGAGCGGUUUUGUUGCUUCUGAAGUGACUCCUGAUUUCCCACAAACACGCCAUGAAACACCUCCAAAGGACAACUGUGGUUAUAGUCAUGUCAAAGAUAUCGGCGUGGAAACUACAUCCAGUGUUGGAGAUGAGGAUGGUUGUUCCUACAAAGAAGUUCAACAUCUCAGACAGGAUUCAGAAGUAUCUGUAGACAUAAAGUUAUCUAAUAGACCGCAACACACCAACAUAAACACGAACAUGCCCGAGAGUUCCUCCAUAAAUGGUUUUGCUGUUCCUCUUGGUGGAAACGGUGAUUCAGACAACCCAGCAGGAGGUCAAACCUGUUUGGAAGCACGAAAUCUGCUCAGCUCUAUUCAGACCUGUUUAGACAACCUGUCCCAGACUUGUGUAGUCAAUAAGAAUUACAACAACUCCCAACAUGUACUGUGCAAGUUUGAUAAAGACACACAGGUUGACAGCCAACAAGACUGCGCACUGAAAGAUGAAAAAGAGAAAUCAGCCAAGCGAUCUGAACAUCAGGUUAGAGAAUAUGAAGGUUGUACAAACGGCAAAUCUGUGCAGCCUGGACUCAGAAUAUCCCAGGAAAAUGUCAUCAGUAGUAUGAGGUGCUGUGGACAAGCGAUUGGCAAUAAACAGCCUCAUUUUACUUUAAUGUCUAAAAAGGCAAGGUCCAAGAGGUUCAGAAGGUCCAAGAUCCAGACUCAUCCAGCCUCUUCCUCUGAAUCCUCGCUUAAAUCAACAGAUGAGGACGAGGAAGGCGAUAAAGACCCCAGACUGCUUUAUACUCGUGUCUCAUCCAAACUGGUGAAACUUGGACAUCAGAGCAAUGGCAAUCAUGAGAUGAGACAUGCCAGGAGUAUCAGCGAGGAUAUUUCUACCACUGUAUUGGCGAGCAAAUCCAAAACAAAGGAUUUUUCUGGUGCGAUUCCAGAUAAAAAUGACAAUUACACCCCAAAAAGACGCUCUUUACCCCCUCAAGGAUUCCCACAGAAGAUGGUUGAACAAGUCCCCACAUAUGCGCAGACACAUACACUUAAAGCUCAGGAGUCCUCUAUGCAUUUCGCCUCCAGUGACAUCAACCCUUUUGUUCACCAAUGGCAGGAAGACGACUCAAACCAGCACUACUACAAGAACCCAGCAUUUGGAAGUGCUGCUGACCUCACCUGUAAAUCCCCCCUUCUGAACAGCACCGAGAAACGAAUCACACGAUGCUGCAGUGUGGACAACGGUCUGAACGGGCAGAACUCGCCUUUCAAUUCCCACCUGAGCACCUACGCCACCAACAAGGGGCUCUCCAGCACGCUCAGCAGCAUGGAGGACUACAAGGAAGAGAAGAGCGAAACACCUCAGCCCUCUCAGCAGGAAACUUGCAGACAUCUGACCGAUCUGACGGAAAGUUCUUCUAGUAAUGACGCUCCUAGGGGUAAUGGAAACACCUCCAGCCAGGUGGAUGAAAUAAUGUUUGUUUACUCGGAGCAGGAGUCACAGGAAAGCAAAACCAGGACCCAAAGGAGGAUGUGUGAGCACGGCACCCAAACUGACGCAGUCAAAGUCUGCAACAGUGAAAGCGCUUCAAAGAGGAAGGAGCGCCACAAGAGGAGUAAAACAGACGCGCCCACAUCGAUGAAAACCAAAGUUGACAUUAAAGAAUCUCCAACGUGGGCCAGUAUGGAAAGCAUGUCUGCUCACAUCUCGAAGCUGAUCGACAGCACCUCAGACCUGCUGGAGGACGUUCAGGGAAUGAGGUCCGGAGAGACCCUCAACUCCACCCCGAGGACGAGUUUCAACCUGUCAAAUAUCACCGUGUCUCACAACGAGUCUAAAGACUGCACCAUGAGGGACUGCUCCACUCAAACAUCCAUAGAUGUUGGAAUCCAGACGGAUAUGUCCUCUGUACCAGCUGAACAGGAAACCACCGUCCAUCAAACAUCCAAUACACAAUCCAAACCUCAUGAAGUCAAUGUGAUCGUCAAAGUGAUCGGCUCUGAGCUUGUCAGUGUGUCUCAAGAGAAGAAGAAUAAGGCCGGCACAGAUGAGAAGAUGCAGAGCAUGCCCAACCUGAGGUGUAAGAGCAACAGCGCAGCACAAAUAUCCGCCUCAAAACCGGAGAAUGGACCAGCAUCCCCUCUGAAGGCUGCAGGUGAAUGUCACAGACGCGUUAAAUCUGCUUCUUCUAGACUCUCAAAGCAAAACCCGUCUGAAGCACUGGACAAGAAACGCAUCCCGACAAAAAACCAGGAGAAUCUUAGCGCCUGUGUGAGCAAUCACAUAAAACAAGCUACAUACACAGACCGGGCUUCAUCUCCGAUACAGACUGUGGCAGCAAGACUACACAUGAAGCAGAAAGGACACCAACCUUCAAAGUACCAGAAUGGGAAUAAAGGUAGUGACUCUGAAAGAGACAAUCUAACUGUGGCCUCAAGCAAAGUGUCAGGAUGCACCGCAGCGUCAGAGUUCGACAAAAUGCCCAGAUGGGAUUGUUUCGUUUCUUCAUGUAGAUCAGAAUCUUUAUCGCUGGAGAAAGUGAGUGAAAUAAGUUCCUUUAGCCCGAAAGACUCCGAUAAAUGCUCUGUAAGUCUGACUUCAUCUUUAGAUGUAUGCACAGACAGCAGCAGGAGACAUGUGAGCUAUGACGCUGACAGAUCUAAAUGGAAUUUGAUGGAAGGUUUAUCUAUGCAGGACCAAGUUUCCUCUAUAGGAAGACCAACAAAAGAGCGCAAGGUUAGACAUUCAGAAACAUCGAGCUUCACAAAACCAGCAGCUGAGUCUGAAGAUUUUUACGCUGAUUCCUACAACCCAACCCCGGCCAGCAACGAGACAGUUCCACUUCAGGAGGAUGAUUCAGUGUCACUGGCACCCAGCGAGUGCAACACGGACGUCCUCGUGAACUUUAAACCUUUCACCAGCGUCUCCACGAGUGAGGACCAACAGGCCGUUCCAGAGGACCUCCCAAUGCACAACAAGUUCUCCAACUGGUCUGGGAUCAGCCACCAGCAAUCAAAAUCCUCCAGUAAACAGGCCGUGUUCCCCUCCAAGGACAACACGAAGAGCAGGAAGAGCGCAGAGUGGACGGAGAUGGAGAGUUACGGCUCGCACGUUGAAUCCGUGGUGCAGAACGGCAGAAGGGCGAGAGAGAUCGAAAGGCUGAGGCAGGAGAGAGAGCAGGUGAUGGCGACUGUGAGCCUCAACGUGAACCCAACGCCGCUGACCGUGGAGCUCACAGAAGCCAAGCUGCAUUAUGGGCUCGGAGAGACGGAUACGCUGUUGAAGAUGCUGUCCCCGAGGUCCACAGAGAAGCCAACAGAGUCUGCACCAACAAAACAGCAGCUGUAUGACAGGUGAGGGGGUUUGUGAGCAUUUGUGUGUCAGUGUUUAAAACUACAUUUGUUUGAUACUGAAUAGUUUUUGGAGUCCAGUUCUCUCUGAGCUCCCUGAGAGUACAUAAACUUGUUUCCCUGUUUGCUUAUGGCUUCAUCCUGACCUUUUUCUUGUCUACAAACAUCCUCAGACACCGCAGAAGUAUCCAGGGUUUGAGGCAGGAGAGAGAGGAACGUCUCCAGACUUAUCGGAGAGCCCGCAGCCUGAGUCCCGGCAAACAUCUUCACUCCUCUCCACAAGAGGCUGCAUCGCCCUCCAAAGUGUCCGCGGCCGCGCCCAGUCAGCGAAAACAGCACCUGGUCGACAGCACCAGGUAAGAGUCUCGGAUGUGUUUUAGUUUAGCGCUGAAAAUGUGUGAGAAAAAAUGUGUUUGUUACUGAUCCGAAUUCAACUCACUCCCUCACUCACUUCAUGACAGAAUACCAGAGCCUCCACGUGGAGAGGGCCAGUGUCCGUCUGACAUCGAGCAGCUGCUGCGGGAUUACGGCCGAGCUCGUGAGGAGGCCAGGACAGAGAUCGCGAAGGCUCGGGAAAGACUGCGAGAGAGGACGGAGCAGGAGAAGAGGAGGCUGCAGCAGCAGGCCCUGUCUCAGGAAGUCAAGGUCAGUUUUUGAGUGUCGUACUAGAGAGCGGUGAAACAAACCUGUGUCAGGGGGGAGAGCAGGUAGUAACACCUCUGUAUUCAUGUCAGUUUGUUGAAUAAUAAUGGGAGGUACUGUCUUCUGAAAACUAAAUUUUCACUUACUGCUUAUAAAAAUAAGAAAAGAAGUUAAUCAUCAAGUUUGAUCAGAUAGUGUUUGGACAUUUUCUUCAAACAAUACACAAGUAGGGACUAGAAUAGUUAUGAUAGUCAAACUGAUAAAUUUGUCACUGUUUUGUCUCAGUAUCAGAUAUUUCUGAUAAGUAACCAGUGGCAUAAAAUACACAUUUUAUACCCAAAUUAUAUAAAAAUAAAAUUGGUUUAAACCAGGAAAUUGAUUCAGUUACUCAGUGAAUACUUAGAUUUUGUUUAUGACCAAUGUUACUAAUGGUAUAGCAAAGCUACAACAUGUAGAGAUAUACAAGACAUAGACACAAACAACAUGUUUGAUGUUAGGAAUUUAAGAUAAUAUAAGAUAUUCAUUUAUUUGUUCUACAAGGGGAAAUUCAAUAAAUACAAAAGAGAAAAGAGAAAAUUAAGAAUGAAGAAACACAGGAGUUAAAAGAUUAAAAAAAAAGAUAUAUACAUGAAUGUUAUUUACAGCUUUUAUGUACAUGUUUGAUAUAUUACACUUGGAAAAUUGGAGAAUUGGGGAUAUUUAUAUGUAUGGCUAUAUACGCAGAAUAAGCAUACAUGUGUGUAGAGAAUAUACAUGUAAACAUGCAGAGCAGGCUGAUAAAAAAUAAAACAUGACAGAAAGUCAUAAAGAGCGAGGAUCAGACUACUGAACAGGGAACUGCUGCAACAAGAGAGCUGAAAAGAGAAAUAUUUCAGGCUCACAGUUUUCAGUUUUCAGCCCACUUACUCUUGCUGAUAAAAAUAAGCGUGCCCACAUGGUCGGGUGUCAGUCAGGAGCGCAGCAGGGUCACAGUAAGUCUGGCAGCAGGAAACCUGCACUCAGAAGGCAUUAAUGCUUGUAUGCAGGAAUACCAGUGUGCUAAGUUUGCCUGUCUGUUCGUCUGUGAGAUCUCUUUGCGUUGACUUUUCUCCACAUGAGAAUUUAACCCUUAUCAAAGUUGGCGUAAAAUGUUGUGAACGUCCUGAACCUCCGUGUCUGUGAGUACGCCCUCAGUGGUGGCAGCUGAGCCUUUAGUCUGUUGGUUCACACUGAAAUAUUUUUAAUAUAUAUCUAAUCUAAGACCCACAUGUUGUUGAUCUCUAUCUCAAAAAUUCCAGCAGUGUUUUAAAAAUCAGUGACUCAGUUACCCGCUAACAUCCCGAGUUUAGACAGAUGAGUUUGAGGAGUUUUAAACAAAUAAAUUCACUGAAUAACCUUUAUCCUUCUGUCACCACAGGAUGACUUAAGGCAUCGGACAAGGGUCAGUAACAGCACCUUGUGCACAGGAUCCAGCCUGAGCCUCUCCUCUGGACCAACUUCAGGUUACAACAGCGGCAACACAACCCAGCUACAGCAAGGCAACAGAGCUCUCCUAAACGGACAGGUGUGGACAAAUACUCUUACAUAUGUAAUGUUUUCUAUAUUAUUUUACAUUUAUCUUAAAAGGGCUGUAAGAUUAACCUUAGUAUGCGGAUAGUUCAUCUGGUUUUGUGUGUCGAACUGUCUUUGUCACUAAGCAACACAAACGAUUGUUUUAUUUUUGUCACUGGUUGGCUCAGGUCCCAGGAUUUCAGGAAGAAGGGCUGAAGGUCAGGACACGUCCUCCUAUAUGUGGUCCUCAAAGCGUGAAGACACAGAGAGUCUGGCUAUCUGCCCACGGUAAGAACUGGACCGUGACUCACUGAAGUUAGACUUGGGCUUCUCUAUAAAGUUGAACUCUUGAAACACAAAGAAACUUUGGAAUAUUUUUAAUUUAGAAACUAAUUAAAACUAUAAAAAAAGUUUCCCUAAAGUUCUCUCAUGUCUGUCGCUCUACAUUCUCUGCAUUGUAAACAUACCCAUGUGUGUUGUGCCAGAUGUCCGCCUUGAGCCUCCUGUCACCAGUUUUGAGCCCCUGCUGACUUCGACUCCAUCACCAACUACUCGUCCUCGUCAACGCACUGCCUCCUUUGGCUCCUCCUCUUCCAUAUCUACAACCUAUCAGGACAUCACAUCCAGUCUCCUCGGUCGAGCUCUGGCUGAGGUAACGGCGUAUAACCUGGUUCAAACUGUUAAAAACUGACUCGAUAUUUUUUAUGGUACCAGUUCACCAGAAACAUCCAGCUAUUUUUGAUGCUGUUAUUAUUUAAUAUUUAAUAAUCGUCCCUCUCUUCUUCUCCUUUGGACAUUUUAUUCUGGCUGAAAUCUCUAUUUCUUUCUCCUCAGGUGCGCCUGGCGUCCUCCGGGGAUUUGAAUAACUUGUUGACAGGCAAGGCCACAGCAGGCUGGAGGUCAGUUUUUCUAAUUUAUAAAUGCCUCCGAAAACACCUUCAGGUCAAUUUCUUAGUAUUACAAGGAUUUUUCUUUCUUUGCUUUUCGAUGAGAUUGAUCAUCUGCAUAGCAGAGUCUUAAUUCAGUCCCUAAAACCACAGACAUCCUCCAUUUGCUCAUGUAUUUCAACUGUGUUUGUUCAGAUAUCAGGGAGAAGAACGAGCCAUCCAGGCUUACUACAAGCCCUCCUCCAGCCUGUCUGUCCAUGCUUUUCUGGGGGCCGGGGAGCUGAACAGACCCCUGGACAGUCUGUGGAACGUAAUCUGCCAGCUGUCCAAGAGCCACAUGUACAAUCAGUCGGUCCGUUCAGUCUGGACACGACCACUAGAUGACAGCACUCAGCUGGGUGAGCUCUCAUGUCUGCUUAGUUCUCAUCUUCAUGUCCUUUCUAUACAUUAACAUACCAACAGUUGAAUGCAACAUCGUCAGCUCAGUCAACAGCUGUGAGGAUGACGAACAAUACUUUUACUUUUGCACCUCUUUAUAAAAGAUAUUUUUACUUUUGUCCGUGCUGCAAAACUUUUUAUAUUUCUGCAAGCUGUUCAUGAGCCCUCGAAAUGCGUCUGCGUCAAAUGAUGUGUCAGCUUCAUUAGCUAUGUAUAGAACAGGGAGGUUCACAGACCCAUACAUCACUGCUUUGUGAGACCAGUUUGUUGCAUGAUCAACUCCAGUCUCACACCUGCAGCAAGUUGCUGAGUGUUAGAACCUCGACAACGUCACUGAGAGCCUUUUACCUCAUCUGUGACGAAAAGUCGUAUUUUAUCCAGAUUUGUCUGAGCGCUGAAAGAAGAGUUUGUUUGUCUCUUUUUCUAAGAUUUUGAAUUGCUAAAACUGCGAAAACUUAUAACAAUGAACAGUUUUUGUGCAACCAUGAAGCUCUUUCAAGAACCGCCUGUUUUCGAUAUUCCAGGAACACAUUUGUAGCUUUAUUUUUAGUCGACAGCGAAAGCGUUAAAAGUGCGUCAUGAACCAUUUUCUCAUCCGUCAUGCUCUCCUUGUAUCUACCUUUUUAGUGUACAUACUAACUGAUCCGUCCACCUGCCACCUCAGCCAGCCUCGGGACUUCUGCUGCAUCAGCACCGCGUCCAAACAGGUGAGCACAGCUGCAUGAACAACCACAGUAACGCCUAAGCUUUGAGAGUUUCCUCUCAGUUUCUCAUGAAUAUGGCAAGUGUGUCCUUUGUCAUUGAUUUAUGAUAAACAUUAUAAUGUGGUGUUUCUUAUCUACAGCAUCCAGAACCGGCUGUGUAUACAGGACUCAUAGAAAUAACACUGAAUGUAAACAACAGUGACCCAGAGGCCGUGUGUGCUUCAGCGAACGGUUGCCUCUCGGCUGAUGAAAAAACAUCAGCGCUGCCUUCUUUAUUUAUGAUUUUCUUCUUUGCUUUCUGCCUCAGGGUGGCCGCUACGUGCUGGCAAUGCAGUCUGUGUUCGAAGAGUCUCUGCCACGUCCGAGUGUGGACGCUGUCAGAGGGGAGAUGAUGCCCAGUUGUUGGAUCCUGCAGCCAGUCAGAUGUAAUGGACAGGAAGUCACAAGGGUCAUCUACCUGCUACAGGUGCGAUACGGUUGCUCUGGAGUUGCUCUGACAACCUCCAGUAUUAACCAGCAGUGACGAUCAAUGAAGGAUUUCUCUUUUUUGUUGAUCCCUUAAAAAAAAUAGCCCCCCUGAUUGAUGUGGACUUGUGAAAACACUGAAAAUAAAAAUACAGAUUUUCAGGGAAAUACAAACUUAACAGACUGCUCCUGGUUCUGUCCAGCCGGUACAGUUUGGAUGUAAGAGAGGAUAACUCAAACCCAGUGACAUAAUCUCGUCACUAUCAAUCACACCCUUUUUGAAUAUUGCAGUCAUGGUUCUCAUGCUGAUUUCAGAAAUGAGACAUUAAUGAAUAUUUUUAAGGUCUGUCUACACUACUAAACUUGUUUGUGUAAAAGUAAGUUUUAUUCUAAACAAAGGUCAGAUUGUUGUAGAUACAUGUAUGAAUAAAUGGAUCAGCUCUGGAUUUUCUGUCAGUUUUUGGAACCAGCCAUAAUGAUCCUCAAGUUCUUUAAAGAAUCACCAUCAUUUUAAUGCAUUUUUAAAGACUUCAUUUAGAGGAUUUUCAAAAGCGGUCUAAAAGUAAAAUCCUUUAUAAAUCAGUCUAUCCCGUGAAGAUAAUGGUUUCCAGGCAGUGAUGUAUCAUUUUGUUCUUUUCCAGGUGGACCUUGGAACUCCGUCUUUUCCUCCCCGACUUUUAAACACUGUGGCCAGAAGACAAGCCGCUGUCAUCGCCGACCUUGACGUCUUCCUCUCGUCUUAAAUCCCCGGGAUGAAGACAUAUUAGCAGUGAGCACUUGGACUUAACUGUCCCCAGCAGGGAGUUAGUCUGUCUUUAACUUUUUGCACCUGAAAACUAUUUACUUGACUUUUAUUUUUAUUAUUCUAAGAGCACUGUUACAUUGACUCCAAGUUUUAAAGUUGAAGCAGCUUUUUUUUUUCUAUGAAGGUAUUUUUUUAAUAAAUGUUGAAACUGUAUUUUUAUAUUUGUAAUGUAGAUUAUCGCUUGUAACAAUCAGACUUGUUUUUGUUUUUGUUUUUUUUACCAAAGAUUGUUGUCGACUCUGAAGGACCAACCUGAAAAGACAAAAUAAGCUUGAUGAUUAAAAAUCCAGGGCAGCAAUUCCCACAGCUAAUUCAUUUAACUGCUUAAUUGCAGGUUAGUUUUUUACAUUAUCUUCUGAUAACUAUCAGCAAUGGAGCUCUUUUAAAAGCCUUAAUACUUUGACACAAUGUAGUUUUUAAUCUGUUUUGUUUUUUCUACCACAAUGAAACACAGUUCAAUAUGUAAGAGUUUUCACGCCAGAGAAUUUUUAAAUAGAAAUGAUAAAGUUACACUUAUUUAGAGCUACUGUGAGGGAUUCAAACAGGCUAAAUUCACAUUGACGCCUCUUUAUGACCUUAAAAAGCAAAUAACCUAAACGAAAGUUCUUCCCAGGAGCUUUAAUAUUAUUCCCUUCCCAAACCUUUCUACUUGAAAAGACUGUAAUGAAUUGUAAAUACACCCAUUAAUAUUUGAUAAACAUUCAAAAGACGUUUGUACUUUUAUGCAAAAUCUUUAAAGCUAAGAACUAGAAACUUUUUUUUGUCUCAUCAGGCACUGCGUCUUUUAAUCACUUAAAAAAAAGACUCUCAGUCUGCAGGACAUGAGUUAGAGAUGAUGCUGUGUCAGAGUGUUUGGAGAAAGGGAGCAUCAAAAAGUUAAGAAAAAUGAAAGGGGGAAGAGUUUGACACUUUGUGGGAGUGUGUCUGAUCAGUCCUGCGUGUUCAGUUUCCAUUUCAGGUAUCGUCAGUAAAACAAUAACAUUAAAAACACUGUUUAAAAUCAUUUUUAAAAAAGGACAAAAGGGAAUGCCUUACCUUUUAUUAAGUAGCUUACUAGUCUUAAUCCCCCACUCCCCCUAAGCUAUAUGUUUAAUAUUCAGGUGCUGUAUUAAAGGAAAUGAAGGAAAAUUACAGAGUUGUGUCUGUUCAGGUGGAUUUAAACACCACUCAGCAGCACUUUGCAGAAAAGCUGUUAUUUUUUUCGCAUUACAGAGAGGUGGUGGGUUAAAAAGUCAAGAAGUGUUGAAGUCACAAAGUCACAGGAUGAGUAGUGUUCAACCAAAGGUCUCUUAUUGAAGUCCUUUUCACUGCAGCUGACCCUGACCUCCCUUUCUAUUUCACUGUAAAGCCACAGAAAGAGAAAAAGACUAAAUAUGUCACCCCAGGAGUGCAGAAGAUGAAUUCUAAGGCCUUAAGUUCUCACCAGUUUCUGAAGUCCUAUUUAUUUUGUUCUUGUUGCAUUGUGUUUAAAAUGCUGUUCUUUGUGUUUUAUAAGCAAAGCUUGGUGCUGAGUUGCACAAAAUAUUGAUGCAUUCAUUCAUGUUAUGUUCUGAGAAGUGCUUUUAUAUUUUUACUUUGUACACUGUUGACACUAUGCAGAAGCUGAGUCAAAGGCGGGACAGCAGCUAUCACAGCCAGGUCAGCUAUACACGGAUAUGAAGCCAUAUUAUUUACAAACGUUGAAGGUUCAGGACUGUUUUAGUUCUGCAGCUGCAGCACUCGGUUUAUGACUUAAGACUUUCCCCCAGGUAACCAAAGACAAAAAUACUGAAGAGAGAGUGAAGGAAGACCACUUUUUGUACUGAUUUUUAAUGUCUUUCUACAUAUAUUUGAAGUGCUCAUUUUAUUGUGUAAAAAAAGACGCCAUGUUAUUUAUGUUUGAUGAUGAGUUGUAAAUGUAUUUUAUUAUAAACACAAAGCUUUCACUUGCUAA